GAGGACGGCGGCGGCGAGGAAGCGGCCGUUCCCGCCGUGCCUGAGGGAAAGCGCCGCCAAUUCUACUCGCCCCUAUCGGAAGAGACUUCGAAGAGCAACUCAGCCCCUCUUUCCCGCCCGAGACCCCGGCUCCUUCCCGGGGCGGACAGAUGAGGAAAGAGCCCCGAGGCCUCCGCCCUCCUCGCAGCCAGUCCCAGAGGGUGGCACCUCCUUCUGCCGCCGCCGCCGCCGCCGCGGCGCCGCCUCCUGCUCCCACCCCAGUCCUGGCAGCGCCGCCUCCGCCUCCUCCUCUGUCAGGGAGCGACGGGAGCGAGUUGGGCCGGGCCGAGCGAGCAGGGCUUGGAGUGGCCCCGUGAUUAGGGGAUGACCCUCGGGAGCUCGGCGUGGUGAGCUCGGACUUGUCGCCGCCGCCGCCGCCGCCGCCCUGGAGGGGACGUGACCUCCGCCACAAUGUUUAGGAGGAUUUUGCAGAGGGUAAGAGAGCGGCGGCGGCGGCGAGAGGGCGUUUCUUCCGCCGCUGCAGCGCUUGCCUGCCCGGGCUGGUGCAGCAGGAGCAGGAGCAUGGGGAGGGACGGAGGGAGCCGCACUUCCUGGAGUCUGACCGAGGAAGAGACAACCGGCACCUGACCGGGGUCUUUCCUUCCUCACGCACACGCCUAUAGACACGAGCCCAUCCCAGCAGCAGGGAACCUGGCUGCUGCCCGCUUCCUGGCCCUUGGGGCCGGCUCGCCAGCCGCCACCGCUGCGGCGGCGCUUCCCUCACUUCCCUCUUCUCCAGGCCGUAGCUGCCGGUGCGAUUAGGCCCUUCUUCUUCCCUUGCUCAUUCAUGGCCAGGGAAAGUGGCCCAGGCAACUGGCUGAGCCGGGCCUGGAGCAACAGGGGCGUCGGGCGAUUCUGCCGCUUGGCGGGGGGUGGAGGGGUGGAGGGGGCACAGGGCCCACGCCUGUUCCCGUGGGGGGGAUUGGGGGAGGUGGGGGUGCGCUGUUAGGUUUUAGGUCCCUGCCAGAAGGUUGGGGGCGAGACGAGGGUGGGCUAGGGGGCGAGGAAGUUCAGGGCUACUGGGGGGGGGGAGGAGGAGGGGUGAACUACAGAAGGGGAGCAAUGGAGAGUGCGAAGGAAAUGGAGUCUCAUUUGUCUCCCCCGCCCCCAAUAUGUGGGGCCCAGGCAGCUUCUGAAGGGGCUUCGGCCUUCCUCCUGCCCAUCUGGUUCCAGUUGCCUUAGCAGAGUAGCCUGGUGCGGAAGGCCUCCUGGCACUUGACGGGGUUAAUCACGGCUGGUUUCUCCCUCUGACAGGGAGGUGUCUCUGUUGAGGGUGGAAGGCAUUACUCACUGACUCUUCCAAGGCUCGUGCUAUUAAAUAUUGCAGCAGAUUAAAUCUCUGUUUGAAGUUGCACAUGUUGUAUGCAUGUCUUCGGAUCUUGUACACUUCCCUCUGGGGCUGGCCAUGUUCUCAGGUGGGAAAAUAGUGGCAGUGUGUAUUCAGUGGCUGACAACAGGUUGGGGAAGCACAUGCCAUUUGCCACUGACAUGGACUGUGAGAAAGGAGAGGAAUGAAAAGGGGGAGAAUCUAGCAAAUCAAACACUGCUGAGUCCUGUGCUUGUAAGUACAGUAGUUAGUAGCAGUUAAUGCACAGAGUGCAUAAGACAUUAGCCUGCCAUGGUGGUCAAGUAAUUCCCAGGGCUAGGGGAACUAUUAAAAGCUCCUGACUAAAAUAUGCCUCCAGAAGCCAUGGCAUCCUCCAUGCUCUCUGCCCUGGUCUUUGAAAUUAUAUUCAACUGAAAGUAUGGAGACUUCUUACCCCAGAAUAAAAAAACACUGGCCUAACAUUCCUCUCUAUUCUUACCACCCACCUCUUCCAUUAUAGGAGGAGUUUUAAAACCAGUGGCAGAAUGACUGUGUUGUGCAAACUGAAUGGUGCUUGAAGUACUUUUGGGAGGCAGAGGCUCCUACCAUUGCGUGAUUAUUUAUGUAUUUGCUUAUUUGAGUAGAUAGAAGUGUCUCACAUUCACAUUUGGGCCCAUGAUAUGAACUUACACAUACAUAACAUGGAACUACUACUGUGACCAUUACUUCAGAGUAAGUGCACCAUCACCCUUCCUAGUACAGUCGUACCUUGGAAGUCGAACGGAAUCCGUUCCGGAAGUCUGUUCAACUUCCAAAGCGUGGCUUCUGAUUGGCUGCAGGAAGCCAAUCAGAAGCCGCAGAAGCCCUGCCAGACGUUCAGCUUCCAAAAAUAGUUCGCAAACUGGAACAGUCACUUCCGGGAUUGCGACGUUUGGGAGCCAAAACGUUCAAGAACUAAGCUGUUUGAAAACCAAGGUACGACUGUACUGUUGCUGAUCACCUUCUUUAUCACCACCUUUGAUAUACGCUUGAAUACUGAGAUGUGUCAGAUAUAACGUACAUAAUAGAGGUGAUUUCUCACCUGGCAGAGAAGGUCCUAUGGCUUCUUAGCAAUGUAGAUACUUCAGUGACUCAUAAAUUCGCUCUUUUUGCUUUGGCAGCCAAAAAGAUCAGAAAGAAGACCCUGGGCAAUAUAGCAAUAAACUGUAAGGGAGUCGCAGAGAUCUAAAUGAAGACCAUUAUUUGUGGCGCAACACCCCUUUUGCUUGUAUUUUUUAUUUAGAUUUGCUAUGGCCAAUGGCUAGUACAAUAAACUUACUGGGAUUGGACUGGAGGUACAGAAUCGUGGCAUUUCUGCUUCACAUUUAUGUGGUGAGAGUUUUCAGGCUCAUAUCCACAGUAAUCUUGGGUAGUGCACAGUUAUUUGACUUUCCUGUUCUUCUGUUGACUUGUAAACCCAAGUUAAAGCAUACCGUAUGUUGAAUAUCUUGCUAGCCCAUGAACACUGUGGCUGUCUUCUAUAGCUCUGCCCUUAAUCUUAGUCAUUGCUUAUAUUCGAAACUAUCUUGCUGUCAUGGGCAUAGCAGCUGCCGCCAAAAUCAAUCAAAAUAAAUACAAAUCAAUAGAAACCUGAGCUUCUACCCCUCGAACAAAAGCCUGCCCCCCCCCCCAACAAAAAUCCUGGCUACGGCAAUUCUUGCUCUUAUCUGUCUUGCUAAUUAUUUCCUUUAUCACAUGGUGAUAUUGUGAGAUCAUAGCUCAUGCUAUGCUUGUGCCAGUUUCGGUCCCUGACUUCACCAAUUAAAGGAUCUGUGAUGGCAGGGCUUGGAAAAAUAUCUAUGGAUAGUACUGAGCUAGAUUCAUUAGUGGUCUGACUUGGAUACUUCCAUACUUUCAUAUACACCGGGGGGAGGGGGGAGAGCAGUGGUUCAAGGGGCCAAAUGCAGGCUACAUCCUUCUCUCACUUUGCUCCACACCCUUCUCCACACAUUUUGGAAAAUGUCGUAGAACUGUAACAAUGCCUCUUGCUUGGCUGGAGAGUUGUACGUAUGGAAACCUCUGGCUUUUGCUUGGCUGGACUGUAGCCUACUAUGCAAAGAUAAGAGUAACAUCUGUUGCCCCAAGCACUAAUGGUAUGCACCCAACUUAUAAAGAAGAUUCACCAUGAGAGAAUGUAGCUUUGAACUGAAAAAGGUUACUGACCCUGAUAUGAAAUAUUUCAGCGCACCAAUCAGUAAGAAAGAGAAGGGCUGAUUUCUGUUCUGAUGCUAUGGAAGCAGGAGAAGGGAUAAGGAAGGAUCUUCUGUAGGUAAAAACCUAGAUAUUGAAAGUGAACAUAAUAGAAACAAGAGUACCAUAAUAUAGAGGGUUUUUUUCAGUUGUGGAUUGACUCAUUGAAGACCAAAGGUGAUUCUUGCCUCUUCUGUGGGUUUACCUGUAAGCUGUUCAGAAUGGAGUUGAGUCACUUAGCUCAUUGAAAGAGAGUGCACCAGUUUCUGAAUAUCUGUCUUAUAAUGCCAGUGCCAUGAAACACUAAAAUCAUGUGGUGAAAACUGCAUCCUAAAUGUUCGAUACCCACUUUGAAUGCUUAGAAGAUUUUUGCGUAGUUUGCUGGUAAUUAGCUUAGUUGUUUUUGAUGAAGGAAGACAUGUUUUUACAGUAGACUUGGUGAGAUCUUCAAGAUGUGUUAAGAGUAUCUUUUAUCACUAAGAGCCUGUUCUUCUAAUGUGUGUACUUUAUUGCUUGUUGCAAUUUCUACAAGAUUGUUAUAGUUUGCAGCUAGCUGUUUCCUUAUAUACUUAUGAUUUCCCAGGCAAUGACCAACUUUAUAUAUAACAAGUGAAAUGAGAACAAAAAAGGUACCCUCUGAUGUGCUGAGCUAGAGGUAGUAAAUGCAUGGGAGGGCUGGAUGAAGCCUGCCAAACCGCUGCCAAGUAGUCUUCCACCUGCUUGCUGAAUUGGGUGUGCCUUCUCUUAUCUGCAAAUGCACCUCUUCUCCCUUUGGCACAGUGCCAUUGGUAGGUGCUCGGGAAACAGGAAUGAGUACUUCUUCCUCUUCCAGAGCAGUAAGAUCUUCUUCAUAAUGGUGCCGAGUCAGAGGAAGAAGAGGUGCCUUUGCAGGUAAACAGAUGGGGAGAAAUCACCCCAUCAGCGCACUCUCAUCUCAGCCAUGUGCACUGAUGCAAUUUGAAACUCCACCACAGUGCUGGGCUUUGUAGAGUUUUAAACCUCCUCCUAGUUCAGUGCUGUGAUAGAGAAAUAGCCUCAUUGCAUUGCUGGGAUGAGAGUGCUAGGAUGGAGUAAUAUAUGCCUGUAUAUGCAGGGUUGCUUGCAUGUAUGUGUGAGAGAAGUGUAUGUGUAUGUGUAUGUGUGAGUGAAGUGUGACUGUGUGCACGCACUAUGCAUCCGUGUGAUAUGUGGUGAGUGUGCACAUUAUUACUAUCUAUUACUAGGUAUUUCAUUUAAAAAUUGCUUCCCAUAAGACAUUUUACAAUAUAAUAAAAACCUGUGAAACAGUUGCAUAUAUAAAACAUUAUGAUUAAAACAACAGCAAUAUAUAAAAGCAAUUCAAACUCUGUGCAACUAUCAACUGGAAUAAAUAUCUCCAUAUAGAAGGCUUGAUGAAAGAGGAAUAUCUUUAGUAGGCACUGAAAUAAAAUAAAGAGGGCACAUGUCUGAUAUAUAAUGGGAGGGAGUUCCAAAGAGUAGGUCGGAGGCCCCAUGCAUCUCUGCAUAGGCGCAACCACUUUGGCCGUGAACACUGUUGUGCACAUGCUGAAUUUUGAAUGUGGUCCUUGGGCCAAAAAGGUUAAUCGUCCCAACUCUGAGAUGGCCCAGUUGCCCUCUUGUUGAUGAUGAUGAUGGUGGUGAUGAAGAUUACUAUACUUUUCCUUCAUUUACAAGUGAAAAGUUUUCUAUAUGUGAAUUCUUUAAAAAGAUCAAAUAAGUACUGUGUACACUGGUGUCGAUCAGAUUUUCUUUACAAUAUGGCACUACUGUGUCUGUUAAAAUGUAGAAUGGCUACCAUAUUUGAAAAAAAAUAUCUGCCAUGGUAGCUUCAGUCCAGAGAAGGACAGGUGGAAGAUCCAUACAUUUACUAGGCCUUAAAAAUGUUCAGCUGUUCCGCAAAAGUUUUUUAAAAAAAUGCCACUGAACAUAUUCAGUGUCUAGCAUAUGCACAAAAUGCCUGUGUUAAAAAAUAAAUAAGUAAGGCGAGAUCUAUGCUUUAAAAACAAAGCUUGUGCUACAGUACUUCACUGAGUUGCUUAUGGGAAAUGCAUGAAGCCAAGGCAACAUACAUGUGUCUUUAAACAUCUAAGGAACCUAGAGAAUUAUUGGAUGAUUGAUAGUUUUUAUUACAUAUUCUACUAAUAAGAUAAAUGUUCUUAUUUUGUGAUAGUGCCAACCUGUAUGCUUGUUGCUAUAGCUCUAACACUCCUGCUCAGUUUGUACAUUUGAAUAUAGUUGGAGGCACUAGUGUAAUUUCCUGUUACUCUAGAACAGAGAAUUUAAACAAUUCACAUGUGCAUCUGUUGCGAAAGAUUUUAUAAAGUAUAACUGAUUUAAUAGCUAUUUAUUUCUUGCAAUACAAUAAGGAAAUAUAAUAUAUUACAUCUGCCUUUUUGUUUUCAGACUCCAGGCAGAGUUGGAUCUCAGAGUUCUGACUCCGAUUCAUCUGCAGUCCCAGGAAAUGCGGUGGAUGUCAACAAUGAGAGCUCUUCAGAGGUACUGUAUUACAAUAAUACAUUACCUUAGACUGAACUUAGAUUUGUUCUAAACCUUGGAUCUGACCUCUUUGGAAAAAUUGCCUAGGAAUGCUUACUCCCCAGUCGUACUUAUUUCAAUGUUCAGUGUUUAGUUGCAUUGAAUAUUUUGCAAUAUUGCAUAAAAUGUUGUUUUGCGUUGUGUUUGGUUCUCCAUUUGGUGAAUCCCAUAUUUUGUAUAUAUUUGCUGCCACAGAAAAUCUGAACAUUGUGCUGCCUAUUUUGACAUUCAGUUUGCUUCCAGUGUUUUAAAAUAUAUACAUGCCUAAAAGCAACUGUUUCACAGGGCUUCAUCUGUCCAGUGUGCAUGAAAAUGUGUGUUACUGCCACUGAUCUGUCCGAACAUUACCAAGAGCACGUUGGGAUAGAAACAAGAAGAUUGGAGCUUCGUGAACUGCCUACUGCCACUGUGGGUCUUGUUUAUUUGGCUUCAGUGGCUUGGUUCUGGGAUGCUUGGAAAAAUAAGUGCUUUUCCUUUCUGGUUGCUCUGGUGUAGGCCCUUUCAGCUUUUCUGGAUACUUCCUACUCUAGGAAUAUACAAGGUGUAUUGGUGGUUGUUGGGUUUUUCAGUGGUGGUGGUGUUAUAUCCAUAACAGAAGGCUAGUGCCAGAUAUUGUAUGUCCUGACAGUGUCUUGUGGUUCCUUCUUUCUGAUUUGCAGCUGCCUUUUGUGGAAUGGCUGUGGUAUCGAAGAUUGGCAUUUACAUAUUGAAAAUAGCUUUGCAUGUUUUUGUUCCUCAUGUAGUUAUUUGAACAACUUGAUACAUUACUUGAAUUUUCUCCUGCAUAUUUCAUUGCGAACUUACAGAACAGUAUAUAAAAUCAUUUUCCCAUUUAAGUGUUUGAGGCUUGACAGACUUGUUCACUAGAAAUUCUGCUUCUAGGUUUCUGGAUAUAGAGCUAUAAUUGGGCAGCUUGGUCUGUGCUACAAACCAAGAUGGAUAUUUUUGCCAGAGCGUUUCAAACCUGUAGAAGGCUGGAGUGGUGAAGAAUCCACCACCUUCAACAUGGCUCAUACAUAGGCAGCUGUAAUUUUGCUUGGGGUUUUCUAUUGAGAGUUCAUAGGCAUACUAGGAAGGCAUGACUACUUGAAGAAAAGUCAGGAUUUUUUUUUUAUUUUUUUGUAGUGUAUGUAGUGAAACCUCUCUUAGAAAAUGUUACCUCUUAUGGUAAAGGGCUGUGAUUUUUUUCAUCUUUUUAAUAAAACACCAAUCAAUAGUAAAACAAUUGCACUCAGGCACUGUCAGGAGAAUCUGGGAAUGAGCUCAAGUAGCUUUUGCACUGUGCGUUUUACAAAGGUAUUGCUUUCACGUACAUUCAACAAUUAAAGUGUUGCAGUGUAACUCUACAUACUAGCAUUGGCAGAUAUGGAGGAAGUUUACCUUCUCUCCUAUAGCUUCAUUCAUACUAGUAUGCAGAUUAUUAUUUUUUUUAAAGAUGCACAGUAAAUGGCGUAGUUUGUCCACCUUUGGUCCUCACCUGUGGCUCCUAGAAGCUGUCAGCAUGUGACAGCAGCCACACUUUGGGAAAAGGCUUUGACUGGCCAGCUAAACCAGGUGAGGGUAGCUGAUGGGUCUUAAACUCUCAUUGAGUUAAGGACUUCCCUUGCAUGAAAAGACAGGCUUCGGCGGAUUGAGCAGACAAGACUAAUAGUGGGGCCAGUGGUCAAGAAGGCGGUCUUCAGGUGUUGUAGAAGAAAGUGAGGAGUAGAUGGGACUUGUUAACCUGGGAAGGUAGUCCAUCUAGGGGAAGGAGAACUCUGAUCCUAAACCUCUGCUGCCUUGCAGAAUAUCUUCAGGAGAAGAAAAGGCUAAGGAGUAAACCCAACACAAAUCCUAAAAGUCCUUGUACACCCAGCUGGUGCCAAAUGUAUUGCUCUGCUUUCCUUUGGACUACAUCAGUGAAGCUGGGUGGGCGGGUCUUGUUGUCUGGGCAGCCCAGGACCUCCAUACACACUGCCCAGACUUACGCUCCGGGUAGGUCACUUUGGUGCUGCUAACGCAGCAGUUUCACCCCUGGAGUUUCACUCCACUGUCUCCCGAGACAGAUGGAUGCCAAAAACAGUAAAUGUGAGUGGCUUGAUCAAAAUGCUAAAUCUUACAUGUAAGUCCAUUUUAGCUUCCCCCUUUUUAAGCCAUGCCUUUGCUGAAAUGUUUGGAAGAAAGCAUUAAAAAUACUGUACCAUGCUUUUGCUUUGUGUGGGGCCGAUAGAUUCAUUCUAUCAAUGUCUAAGGUUGCAAUCCUAAACACACUUAAUAGGGAGUAAGCUUUAUUGGACCCAUUUGGAAUUAGUUAUGGGUGGACAUGCGUAGGAUUGUGCUGUAAACCAAGCCUGUGUGGUAUGAGCCGAUAGCCCUUAUGAAAACAUGUUUUAGUUUGUGCUCAUUCUUCUUCUGCUAAGUUUGACCGCUUUUUGGAAGUGCCAUUAUUACCUCCCAAGUGAGAGGUUGCCAUCUGUUUUUGACCAAAUGUUGCCAUGUAAAUCCUAACUAAAUAUAGUGUUUUUAAAUAUUAAAUAUUGUUUGCAAAAAAUAAUAUAAAAGUUUAGUUAACUCUGCCAUAGAUAACAACAUAAUCAUUGCCUAUCACUUGUGGGAUCACCAUAGCAACUAUGACGUGAUCUCUUGAAUUUUAGCGCAUGAAUAAAAUUGCUAGUUGACAGCAUUAAAAUGUGUACAAACUUUUAAAUUCCUAUAGUUUAAGUAGUUUAAGUAGAUUACGGUGCAUUGUUUUUAUGUUAAAUGUGUUUACUAUUAUUUUAAAUCUUGGUCUUUUGUGUGAGAGAGCUGGAGCGUUUGUUCCAGCCCUAAGUGUAUAAAACAUGGCAGCCUUAGUUGUGCAUUUUAGUUGCUAAUGGUUGCCUGGUUGAACGUUGAGUGAUCGGUUUGCAAAUAAAAUGGAGGACGCUUCCAUUUGAAUGCUAUAUCUGCAUUUUAGGUCCCCAUACUUCCUGAUUCUACUACUGUUAGAAGCAGCUCUUAGUGAUGAAGAAUGCCAUGUAUACAAGUGUCUUUAACAGCUUUUUGAUCAUGAUGCAAUUUUUUUCUGAUAGGGUUGGUAAAUACUUUUAAAAACGUUUUUCAACAUGUCUGUCUUCAACAAUGUUAUAAUAGUUAGCACCCAACAGCUAUUAUUUAUUUCCUUUGUGAAUUGUUUUCUCGGUGGCAUCUUGAAGUUAUUUAUGAUACAUUUAGAAUAUAUUACAUAAACAUUGCAUAUAUAAAAACAAUUUUUAAAAUUACAUAUAAAACAAUUAUAAAGAGUAAGGUAAGCUCUACAGUGAAUAUACAAUUUGUUUUAAAGUGGAAGUCAUAGGAAGGAUACUACCUACCUAUUCUUAAUGUUCAGCAUAAAGGAGGUUGGCAGUUAGCAGUGGUGCAGGUAGUAAUAAGAAUUUAAUAGGUCAAAGGGAAUUGCUGAGCUCAUUCCUCAUUAUUAGUCUAAUGACAUUUUAUACCAAAUGUGUAUUUACAGUAGACUUACCUUGUUGGGUUGUGCUGAUAUGAUCUAUUCAAUCUAGCAGCUAUGGUGUGCUUGCAGAAUUCAGUGUAGGUGCGUCUUGCUCUCUUCUGUAGCAUUGUAAUGUUCUACAUGUGAAUUAGAAACCCCAGUAUUCAGAGGGAACAUUUCAUCAAGGAGAAUGGGAAAUCCACUCAUUGGCAUGUUUCAAAGAUUGAGCCAGCAGUCUGUGCUCAUUGGCCUAUUUCAUAAGUUUCCAACAUUGUGUUUCCUGUUUAGAAGUGUUUUCUCUUCACGUGGGGGAAAAAGCAUGAAGCUUACAAAGAGAGUCAUGUGUGGCAGUUGCCAAUAGGGAGCUGCCUUAUACUUUGGACAAUGGUCCCUCUUCCAUCUCUUCCAUCCGUGCUGCCAAGAGAAGAACUUUUGCAGCAUUUAGUUUCUGCAGAUUGCUGGCGUAGCAUUAUGUAUGAACCAUAAUUGUGAUUUAAAAUAAACAUGUUCAUCUUCCUCAUGUAUGCAUUAGAGGUCAUGGUUUAAAACAGUCACUUGUGGAUCUUUGGGUCUCAUACUUUAGCAGUGUCCCGUGCAACUCUAAAAUUUGGCACCCCGCACAUCUCGCCUUCCAUUCUGCAUAAUAGUUGCUGCACCCCAUGUGGCAACCCCAAGGCCUCGCUCCCAGUGUGACCGAACCCAUUGUGCUUCCCUAAAUCCGCCUCUGCUUCAAUCCAGGAGUUAUGAAGCUGGCUUAUUUAGCUAAGCAGUUUAAAUCACUGUCUCUGCUUAAUAUGUAAGGCUAAGCCAAGCGUCUAUAAAAUGGAAACUAAAUGUUCCAGAGGUGUUCCUCCUGGCAAUGUGGAAGGGAAGGUGAAUGCUCAUAUAGUUCAGCAUUACAUACAAAUGUGGCCUAGAGGUAAGUUUCCUUAGCUGUGUUUUGGCACAGUGUCUGAAUUGGAGUCUGGAAUCUGAAUUCUGCAGAAAGAUCCUAUGGAUCAGUAUCAUACAUGUGUUAAGACGACCCAAUGACAGAAGUGAUAUAGGUUUAAAAUGUAAGUUAAAAGUGUUCCAAAAGUCAAAGUGGAUAAUUAUGGCAUGUCUGGCAUUGAAUUAGCAAUUAUUUGCUUAUCAUAUUCAAAAUUACAAUUAUUGUUGACUACUGCAACUAUUGCAGGCACAUCCAUCUCAAUUUAUAGUUUCGUUUGACGCAUAUUUAUGAGUGGUUUGAAAACUGUAUUGUUGAAAUGCAGUUUUCUUGUUUUGUUACAGAGUAUUCUAUAUUUAGAUAGAAUGAUGAAUUAAAAGUAGUAUAAAAAGCAAGGGAAUACUAUUAAUCCCCCCCCCUUAUGUUACAGGGAUUUAUUUGUCCUCUUUGUAUGAAGUCUCAUGGAUCAGCUGAAGAACUUUUUAAGCACUAUGAAGCAGUUCAUGAAUCUGGUAUUGAUACAAGCCAAGGAAGAGAAACUAACAUGUCUCCAAACAGGUACUAAGCAAUACUAAGCAGUAAUAACUUAUCAUAACGGCAUGUUAAGCAUGUAGUAAUCUGAACAUUGAAUAAUAUAUUGAAGCAUGUUAAUCUGUAGUAGAUAAAUGGUUCAGUUAAAUGAAAGGAUGAAGGCUACCAGUGUUACAAUCUUCAACAGCUUGCAUGCUAUUCAUUGUAGCAGACAAGGUACAAUGGGAUUUUCUUGUGUACCGUUUGUAAAAACUUGCUAGGCCUUUGAAUUGUACAUCACUUCUUACAAUUUUUCUGUGAAUGAACUUUUAGUGUACAAUUUUUAAUAUUGAUUUAUUUUUAUUAUGUUUAUUGUUGGUUGCUUCAAGACUUUUCUGGAAAGUAACACAUAAAUAAAAUAAGUUGCUGCAGUAGCAAAGAUGCUUUUCUCUCUAUAAUAUUAUAUCAUUGUUGUAGUAAUUAUUGACUGUUCCAGUUCCCCUUUUUUUCUUAAAAGAUUUUUUUCUUAAAAUACAUUUUUUUUCUUAAAAGAUGUUUUCCUAAUGCUUCAUGUAGAGAAAUGACUGCAUGUGCAUUUCAAAACUGGAUUGCAGUACUAAGUUUAUUUAACUAGGAAGUAAGUCCAGCUAAAGCCAAUCUUUAAGUUUGGACUGCAUCUUAAGGUACUUAUGUUAAUAAGUGUAGCAUUUCUAAAUAUGAUGGUUAAUAUGAGGGGGAGCUAAUGGAUAUAUGCUUAACUUGUAUCUGGAAUUCAGAAGACUAACUGAAAGUAGUUUGUUUGAAUAUUUCUCAGAGAAAUAAAUGUUAUUUAAUUUAACUGCAAAAAUUUAUUUUAACACAAGUUCAAACAUUAUUUGUCUUCUCUUUAACAUGGGAUGUUUUCAGAGAUGAUGUAACACUACUACGGCAAGAAGUUCAAGACUUGCAAGCUUCACUUAAGGUUGGAAGUGUGCAUUACUUGUAAAUGCAGUUCUUUGUUUAAAAUUAAAAAGUGCAUUAGAAGAUUGCCAAACCUAUAAGCUCAUAAAAUGCUUUUAACUUCCCUUUGCUCAGGAGGAGCGAUGGUACUCUGAAGAGCUGAAGAAAGAAUUAGAGAAAGUUCAAGGGCAGAGGCAGCAAGUAAUUGCUUUAAAAAUACUUGAAGCAGGUUUACCACAAGCAGUUUGUUAUCAUCCUUGAAAUGGAAGAUUAAAACCUUUUUUGUAAGGCACGUGGCCUGAUUCAGUUAGUUCCAUAACUCAUUUACUGAAGUAGUUUAAGAAUAUUGCAUGUGUGUGUGUGUAUCAUUUAAUAGAUUUAUUUAAUAGAUUUAUUUAACCUAUACCAAUAGUGGGGAACCUGUGGCACUCCAGACACUGUUGAACUUAAAUGCCCCUGAUGAGGAGUUAAAAGUCCAGCAGCAUCUGUAAGUUCACUGGUUCCCCACCCCUGAACUAUACAGUAGUAGUGUCAACAGUAUGACCAGCUACAAAGCUUUCAUAUUCCUAUUCUGGACCUAUUUCCCCUCUUCUCUUAAGUCUUCUGUCCCUUUCCCUCCCAUCUUGUUCUCUUUCCUCCCCAUGGCUUCCUUUUCCUCCUAUCACCCUUUUCUUCUCUAUUGUCUUUCCUCUGCUGAUCUUUUCCUUCUACCACUCUUUAAUGUAGUGCCAGUUAAGGAAGAAUUGCUUAAUGUGUGCUAUUUUUUUUUAAUGCACUCUUAAAACCUGUGAAAACCAGAUAUGCAUGUACUGAUCAAAAUCCUAUUAAAGAGAAACCCACCCCCUCUAUUUUUACUGGGUGAUAUCCAGCUAUGUCAUACUUGGCAUUAGGACCAUUGAAAUCAGUGGACUUAGUUACUUAGGUUUAUUUAUUUCAAUCAGCCUACUCUUGAAUAUGAGUAUUUGAUAUCACCUACUGAUCCUAUCUGCAUCUGUCUUCAUUUCUCUGGUCUCUUUGCCUCUCUCUGGCAGUUUGAGUGCCAGGUGGGAUAAGACCGUGGGGGCUUCAUCCUGCAGCUCUGUCCUUUGAUCCUAGCAGAAUGAAUGCAUAGUAACCCAACAAAUGCAACUACUUUACAAUCUUUAUUCAUUUCAGUGGAGUCCUGUCAAAGUGAAUGGAGAUAGCAUAAAAGCAUAGCAUUAUUUAUUGUGCCCUUAGUGUAGUGUGUGGACUCAUAAAAGCACUUGUAUGUACUAAAUAAUUUGUCUUGGUAACUUACUCAUGUGCAGGAUUAUUCUUAGUCACAACAACUUGGCAUUCUUUUCUCUAGAGGUAACUGUUGAAUUUGAUCAAUAAAAUGUGCUGAAUUUAAUCAGUUCUUAACUUUUGCAACUUAAGUGUGUGUGGAACUAAAUGGCAAUAUUUUUAAAUACCUCUGAAAAUUUUCUUCUUUUCUUUUUAAGGAGUCUAAACCUGAUGGACUGGAAACUGCUGCAUCUACAGGUAACGUACUUUUUUAAACACAGUUUUGUGGUGGUUAAAGAAAUGUAAUUGUCAAGAAAAUGUUAUUGCAUGAUUCACAUAUCUCUUGAAGCAUCCCUCCCAUGAUGUCUGCUUCAAGAAAAUGACUCAGCCAGCUGUAGUGCAAAUAUUUCAGUUUGAAGUGCAGCUGACAAAUAAUCUAAAAUUUUGUUCUCUGCUUUUGUCUAGAGCCAUUUCUGUACCUCUAGAAAGUCAUGCUGGUUCUAUAUUUUAAUUAGAGGAAAGGAGAUUAAUUUUCUUGUAAAAGUGUACAUGUUCCUGUAGCUUGUUCCCUUUUAGAACAAUUUCUUUCUGCUGCAGCUUGUUAUAGUUAAUGAUUUAAUAAACCACAAUUGCUACCAGGUUAAAUAAUUGGGAAACCACAAUUAACACACAGUUAAUUUGAUUAAUCUGAUGAUCUAUUUGCUCUGGAAAUUACUUGUAGUCCUCCACUUUAGUAUUUAUGUUAAAAUAAGCAGGAAAUCCUUAUAAUCUAAGUGAGUAAUGUGGGAAAAUAAAUUUAAAUAACAGUGCUCAAGAUUGCUGUGAGUAAAUGUGAAAUAUGCCUGUCCUUUGUAUGAAAAUGCAGCAUGUCUGCAUAGUUGUUUUGCAAUAUAACUGGGGUUCCUAGAAAAUGUACUGAUUUCUUUAGGAUUUGAUUAUGUUAAGCAUCAUUUUUUAUUCACAUGACAAGAUUCUAUUUAAUGUGAAAAAAUGUUAUUUUUAUCAGUAUAAGGGUCUGUAGAUAUUCAAUAAACAUGCUUUCUUUUUAGAAUUAGAAUCAUUAGAACAGCAGCUAGAAGAGAGUCAUGUAGAAAACUUUAAUAUUAAGCAGAUGAAAGACUUAUUUGAACAGAAAGCAGCACAGUUGGCCACUGAAAUUGUGGGUAAGUGUCCAUAAUUGUUAUGCAACACGAUGCUUGUUUCAGUUUAAAUUAAAUGAAUGACCUUUUGUGUGACCUUUCUCUUAACGAGAUCUUAAAGCCAAAUAUGAUGAAGAAACAAGCCUUCGACAAGCUGCAGAACAGAAAGUGGCCAGUUUGACACAAGACCUACAAAAAGAGAGAGGUGUAUGCGAAGAUUUGAAAACAGAGCUGGUAACUUAUUAUCAUGUGAUCAUUUUUACUUGUGCUUUGUCCAAAUUGGAAGGGGACGGUUCCAGCUAUUGAUCAUUUUAACUGCAUUUUUUAAACAAGCUGUUAUUGUUCAUCUUUGACAGUGAUUUUUUAAUGUUACAAAACAAGGCCCUGAUGUAAGAAUCUGUUGUCUUGCCCUAAACUAAAAAAAACUAAUGAAAGAGAAAUUGUUGUUAGGAAGUAAGAAUUUUGUACUUAUUUUCCCCCCCUGUUUACUAAAUUUAUCAUGGCUUUUUUUUUUUACAUCCUGUUGCCACAUUCAAAUUUAUGUACGUAUGCACAAUUAAUCAACUGCACAGUGCAUUUUCUACCCAGGAAACUAUUCCUGAGUACAAAAAGUAACUAGAUACAAGUUAUUACCCACAGCUGUUGCAAGUUUUAACCUUCAUAUGACUUUGAACUUCUCUGAGCAGCUCCAGUAGAUGUAGUUACAGAGUACUGUAGCAACAGGAGUUGAGUGUCAAGACAUCCCAUGUAGUUAAAACCAACUGUCUGGACCUAAGAAAUGAAAACUGGAUUUGCUGUUCUAGAACUGUUCAAAUACAGAAAUAUUGCAUAUGAUGCAGUGAUCAUGUUGGUUUUAAGCAGAUCUAAAUCUGGCCAGGGCAGUAUAGAAUAUUUUUUGUGUGCUGUUAAUAUCCCCGAUCACAGGUGUCCAGUUAGAAAAUUUCUGGCAAACCAUAUUGAAAAUAUGCUGCCAGUCUGAUUUCCAUAAGAUGUAUUUGCCAUUCUUUCAUUUCUCUAAAGCUUCAGAGGCCCGGGGUGGAAGAUGUUGCUGUUUUAAAGAAGGAAUUAGUUCAAGUUCAAAUGCUGAUGGACAAGAUGACUUUGGAGCGUGAGAAAGAAUCUGAGAAACUGAAAGAUGAGUGUAAUCAUUUGCGAGCAGAAUGUUCAACCUCAGAGGUAGAGUAUCUAGCAAAAAAUAUUUUUCAUGUAAAAAUAAAUAUUAAUCGAGGACUCUUGAGUUCUUUCUUUACUGUAAUAUUUUUUAUUAAAAAAACCUUUACUAGAAUCUGUUAUCAUUAUCAAUUCAUAUUAUCUUUGGAAGCCUGUGUGCAUUGCUACUUCCAAGUCAAUUCCCAUUUCACAAUAUCAUUUUUAUUCUCAUUAUUAUAUGGUGAUAUCUCUAGGCAGGGCUUUUUUGUAACAGUACCCACUGGUACAGAGAACUAGCAUCUCUCUCUCUCUCCCCCCCCCCCCCCAAGAGCCAUUUUCUGCUGGCACCCACAGCACUUUAAUCAGUACAGUGGUACCUCGGGUUACAUACGCUUCAGGUUACACACUCUGCUAACCCAGAAAUAGUGCUUCAGGUUAAGAACUUUGCUUCAGGAUAAGAACAGAAAUUGGGCUCCAGCGGCGUGGCGGCAGCAGGAGGCCCCAUUAGCUAAAGUGGUGCUUCAGGAAAACAGUUUCCUCUGGAACGAAUUAAGUACUUAACCCGAGGUACCACUGUAUAUGAGUACUAGCACCUCAUUUUUUAACCAAAAAAAAAGCGCUUAAGAUUGUGGUGGUCAGCUAUAUGAAAAUCUAUAAACAAGUUGUCUGUCUAGAUUGUUAGUUUUGCAUUGAUCAUAUUAUUAUUCAGUGUUUGUGACAUGUUCUUUUUAGUCAUCUGUGCUCAUCUUCCUCUUGGAUUCUAGAUACUAAAAAUGCUUUAUUAUAUAAAGCAAUGGUUCCCAAUUAGCGAAGUAUUGCACCCCCCCUGAUUUUCAGAAGCUAAGCCAUGCACCCCCUACUUUUGAAAAUUUUAAUAUCUCUUACGGUAGUUUUAGUUAUGUGAAUGGUGUCACGAACCCCCGUGGGACCACCAGUUGGGAACCACUGAUAGAGAGUAUGGGUGGGAAACCUGUGGCUUGUCAGAUGCUGUUGGACUCAAACUCUCAUUGUCUCUUAGCAUUGGUCAGGCUGCCAACGGUAUCUGGAGGGUAACAGGUUCCUUAUCCAAAGAGGACAGCUGUUGAGAGAUAAUGGGCAUAAAGCAGUAUGAAAAAGCAAAACAAAUACUCUUUACUCGAAGAAUGUAAACUGUAGUGGGACUGGGUCCCUGAAUUAAAAAGGUGCUGCCCACAAAGAGUUAUCUAAAUACUUGCAACUCAAUCUUAUAUAUGUUUACUUGGAAGUAUGUCCUAAUACAUCCAAUGGUAAGUGUGCAUAGGCGUUGCAGCCUGAUAGUGCAGCUCUCUGUGUUUCCGCUCAGAAGUAAGCCCCAUUGAAUUCAGUGGUAUUUAAUCCCAGGAAAGUGUGUACAGAAUUGCAGCCUAGCCCUGCUAAAAGUACAUCCAUGAAAUUCAUGAAAUCUGUGUUUAACGUGGUACUAGCAUUUAUCAUUGCUUUCUUUCACCAUUCAGCCAUCUGUUUUAUUUUUUUUGCUGCUUUCUCAUGGAGGUCUUGGAACUUGAGGUAAUACUUUAAAAAACACAAAAAAACCCCAACCUAUCACAUUGAGUUCAGUUCUAAAGAUCAUUUCAAUAUCUUGUUACAUCAGGUGGGAACUUACUGUGUAUUUGUGUGCAAAUCAAAGACAUUUCAGUAAACCUUUUGCAAAUAUUUUAACAAUUCAGCAAAGUGUUCAGGUAAGUAGAUGAACAAUGCCACAGAGUGUGAUUACAGAGGAAGAAAAACUAAAGGCUGUGGUUAUUAUGUCACAUCUGUGGAAGCGUUGGGGGAUGUGGCAUGGUUUUCCCUCUUCGGUACCUCAGAGCCAUCCCUGAUUAACUCUCCUUUUUUACUUAAAUAAAAUAAACAUGUCCUCCUAAGUUUUAAAAAGUGACUUGGAAAUUUGACAUAGAACCUCAUUUGAUAUAACAUCAGUGGAACAGGAGUCCUAUACUCCUAAUUAUGUCUGAAGGGGGAGAGCAGAAUAGCAGUACAGCUGCCGUAUCCAGCUGAAUUCAGCCUAUGAGUGGAGCAUAAAACACACAGCUGGAAAAUACAAAAAUGGCAUAAUAAAUCACAUUAUAGCAGCUAAUCCUAUACAUUAUGACAGCUUGGAUUAGCGUGGCAAGGUCCCUCAUGGCCAAGAAGUGUAGCUUUAUUUGAAUUUAUUGGGAACCUCAUUGGGUUGAAGAAUGGGGUGUUAAGUUAUAGAAAUAAAAGGGCUAGAGCUUAUACAAAAAGCGUAGUAGCUAGGAAGCACUCUACAAUCGCUACUGCUUGUCCAAAGACAAGGUGGGGUACCUGACCACUCGCAAAGCUUGUGUUAAAAUGUAGACAAACCAAUUCCAUCUAUCAUAAGCAGUCUAAACACCUUCAGUCUGUAGAUGUACUUGCUUCAUAAAACCACAAAAAAGGACCAUGGAAAGGGACCAGUUGUUCAAAAGUAACCCUGUCUGUAGCGAAUGCGUAUACUUUUAUGUUAUGGAAAGCCAGUAGUUUCAUCGCGAGCUACAUCCUGGUAGCUGUUUCGUAGCCAUAGUACAUGUGAGUGCACACACAUGCAAAAUAGAUUCAUACAUGCACACACACCUUUCAGGGAUCUGAGCUCUGUCACCAAAUUCUCUUUCUCGUGUUGAUAGUAAACAUGCUUCACCCCCACCCCUGGGACACUCAAUAUUUUUAACUUUCAUUUUUUAAAACAAUAACUUAUUGUGGUAAAAGAGUAAGGGACCUGCAUUUCAUAUGUAAAAGUUAAACACUGAGCUUUUGAGCUUUAUACCAUCACAUUGUCCUGUAUCCAUCUAUAUCAGAUAACUGUGAAAAAAAACUGCACACUGCCGUCUCCUUUCUGAAAAGUUGUUUCUGGUUACCACAAUAAAAUGGGAAACAAAGUUUCCUUCUUAUCCUGAAGAAAUCGAAAGAAGUGCUACAGGAGCAAAGCAUCCUCUUCCAGAGAUUCUAGAUAUAAUUAAAUAUGCCCAGUUUCUUGGUGGUGAUCUAAACUAAUAAAAACUCAGUUUCAUUAGAAUACCCUCAUGGAACACACACACACACUGAACCAAAUAUGUGAAUUGUUCUUCUACCUUUUUCUUUUCCUUUUUAAGACUACUAUAAAUCAGUUAAGAGCUGAACUUGCCAAAGGACCACAGGAGGUUGCAGUAUAUGUACGGGACCUUCAGAAGCUUCAAACUUCCGUUAAUGAAUUAACACAGAAAAACCAGGUAAGAAUCCUAGAGCUAUUAACUUUAUUUGAGAAUGUCAGUUGACACCAAACCUAGCAUUUUCAAGUGGUUAGCUAGAAUUCUGAACGUUGCAUCUUUGGAAUUUCAGAGGUGUAGAACUCAGUUGAUGAAGCUGGCAGAAGUAAAAUAAUUCAGUGGUACAGGUGCCCCUUGACUUUCUUUCUUUCUGUUAUUAAAAGAACACAACAAGAAAACAGAGACCAUGAUACUGACCCUUGGUAUUUAAAGGGGCAUGCAUUUGAUUUUGGGGAGAGAGAAAAGAUAGAAAUUAAGAGUUCAUAUCCAUGUCAGCUUUCCCAUACUCCCAAGAUUUGGAAAUACAUGGCAUUGCUGUGAUGUUUACGGACAGGUAUAGAGAUAGUGAAAAACAGUUUGCUCAUGUGGGAGCUGUGUGUGCAGCUGCUAUAAUUUGUGGCAGACCUUUCUUGGGACGCCACAACCGUGUAAAAUGUUCAUCUGUGAUGUGGCCCUUUUUGCAGCAGCAGCUUCACGUGAGUAUUACUCAGCUUUGAGACUUCCAAGGCACUUUUGUGGAAACAAGCACAAACAGUACCUGUAGCAUAGAUAUCAUUCACUGAGCAGAGCAUACCAUGCAUGUGUUUUAGACUGAAUCAGUUGGCCCUCUUACUUGUUACAUACUUUGUUUUUUUAUCUCCUCGUAAAAGAACAGUACCGUGAUACCAGUCAACGCUUCUUAAGAAUUUUAGUUGAGAAUAACUUCACAGCAUAAUGGAGUAACCUAUACUUUAAUUUUAAAUUAAUCUAAUACUGUAGAGUCUGGCAGAAAAGUUGAAAAAAAGAGAGUUGGGUUAUACUCAAUUAGAAGAAAGUCUAAAUGAAGAAUUACUCGGCAAAAAAAAUCUGCAAGCAACCCUUAAUCAAAAGGACUUGGACUGUCAACAACUUCAGGCAAGGCUGUCUGCAUCUGAGGACUCAUUACAGAGGUUACAGAAAGAAUUGGGUGAAAGGAGAGAAGCAAGUCAGAAACUUAAGGAAGAAUUGUCAGAAGCUGAGACCAAGUACCAACACCUCAAGGCCGAGUUCAAACAGCUACAACAACAAAGGGAGGAAAAAGAACAGCAUGGCCUACAACUUCAAAAUGAACUAAAUCAGGUAAGAUGAAUGUUUUUCACACAGAAGAAACUUUUAUAUUUAUUUUUCAAUUUAUUCAUUUUCAUAUGUGGAUUACAAAAUAAAGCAUAAAUUCAUAUCUGAGGUAACCCACAUUGGAGGAAAGGGGGGCUUAUAGUGGAAGCAAGUUGUGGGGGCUGCUUGUUCUGUGUUGUAAGAGCAGGGCAAGCCUGCCUGUUAGCCAUACUGAGACUUUUGCCUUAGACAGUACUAUGGAAAGAGGGGAGGGAGCAGACUUGAAUGCUCUCACCUGGCCACUCACCUACUCACCCGUUUCCAUUUAGGACUCCAGGAGCACCACUUCUGCUUUGCCAUUGCAGCAGAAUGGUCAGCAACACUCCUGCACUGCAUUUUGCCCAUGUCAGAAUGUCUGGGCAAGGUAGCCUUGAAGAUGGCCUGCACUGCUGCUGCUUUGCCAAGGGAAAUACUGUUCAAAGUUUAACAGCAGUUAAUUUUUAAGUGUAGUGAACGGUUUGGGUCACUUCAGCCAAAAUGCCUCACUCUAAGGACCCUACAUUUCCUCAGUAAACUCCGAUCCAGCAUAUCCACUGCCAUAUUUGUAGAUGUGAGAAGAAAUAGAGCUGUGUGGCAUCAGUAUAUUAAUGACAAUACUCUCAUAAUGUCCAGAUGAUUCCAACUGGUAGUUUCAUACAGAUGUUGAACAGCAUGGGGGAUAAAACAAACCCUUGUGGAAGCCCACAUUGAAGGCUCUAUGGGGCCAGUCCCCAGUCACUGCUCUCUGGCUCUCAGGUAGGACUGGAAAUAGCACAAAGCAGUGCCACUCCAGGAUGAUACCAUGGUCAUGGAUAUCGAAGGUUGCUGAGAGAUCAAGGAGAAUUAACAGGAUCAGACACUCCCUGCAACCAAGGCAGUUUCCAUGCCCAAACCAGGUCUAUUGCAUUUCUGUGUAGAGUAGCUGGUUCCAAAUUUGCAUCUAUAAAUAUAAAGUAGCAUAUAGACAUUUUAUAUAAAUCUGUACCUUUUUGGUGGUGUGCGAGUUCUUCUUAGGGAGGAAAAAACAACCAAGGAGAAAAGCUUGUUUGCCGUUUUCGAUAAGAAUCUGUUUUGGUUUUCUAACCAAUUGCCUGUAGUAGAUCUGUGCUCAUGCUGUGCCUGUUUUUAGUGCAACAUACCUCUUGUGGCAUGAUUGAAGUCUAUUGGUUGAUAAUGUUCUUUGGUGAUGUGCCAGAACUGAAGAUUCUGACAUCCUGUUUGGAAUUUAGAUUGGUGAAGUUGCAGUUGUCUCUGUAGCAACCAAGAGUAAAAGCAACAGCAUCUUCAACUGAUGAGUUCAGCUGGAAAUUCAUUUCAUCAUCACAGAGUGUGCUGUAAAUUAAUAGGAUUUGAAUAAGAUGAUUUUCUGUAGGAGAAAUACUGGACUGAAUAAUAAAUUUCAAGAAAAAGAAGUGCAGCUCACUGAAAUUCUUCUGUGAUAACAUCACAAAGAGAUGCAUUCCAUCCAGACUUGAGGUUUCAUAAUGGAGAAUCUUAAUAUUAUCCCUGUAGACCACAAAACAUUCCAACAUACUUAAAAAAUAAUAUCAUACCAGUCUGGAAUCCCCAGUACCUUUUGCAAUUCUGAUUUCAAAAGGCGGAACUAAAUAUAAAGGCUUCGCAGUGUUUCAGGAAGGUUCCAAAGGGAAUGUCCUCUGAGAAGACCUCUUUCUAGUUGUUUAUCAAACUGUUGACAAUAUAGUCAAGGUGAUACUGUGGGUCUAUUUAAGAAGUGUGAUCCAGUGUGAUGGGAGAGGCUGUUCUUGGGACAAAUCUGUAAGGCUGUAAAUAUAUUUCUCAUCUUUAACCCUUCUUUGUAAAGUGCUUUAUAAUUCUUAGCUCAUUUAUUGCUCCUGGAAAAUUCAUCCAUAAACCCAGCAUGUUAAAAGACAACCCUGUAAACAAACCCACAAAAACAUCUAGCUUGCUGGGGAAAGACAGAAGAGGGACAGAGGACUCUAUUGCUGUGUUGGGCCUGGAGGAGGAGACAUGCCUCCUUGGACAUCCCUUUUGGUUUCUAUGCUGGGCUCAGGGGAUGGAUAGAACACACUAUCCCAUAUCUGCCAGCCAACUCAAUUGCCUGCAGCCAUAUCUUUAUUGUUCACGGCUGCUGUCUAGUGCUUUCAAGGCUGUUGAAAGAUGUAGGAUAGCCAGUAUAGGUUCUAAAGCACAGGUGUAAUAUGUGUGGCACCUGUUCAUAGGAACAUAGUCCUGAUAAAAUGGCAUUUAAUAAAAAGAAUCAGACAAUCUCAGAUAAGGUUAGAUUUUGCAAGCCUUGAUUCUUUAAUCUGAGAAUGCUUAACACAUGAUAGAUUGUGUGUGGUUGGCAAGGCCUAAUCACUGACAAGUGUGCUGUUCCAGCUGUUUCUAAUGGAAGAGAGAUAGAAAGGGUGUUUGGUCCCCGGGAUAUUGUACUUGCCUCAGACUUGAAAGAGGUUGCUUUGUUUGUCUCUGGCUCUUUGAGAUAUUUCUUACAGAAUCAUUCUCAAAUCUUGCAAUCUGUAUUUGCCUACAACUGACAAAUGUUUUGUAGCAGGGGUAGCCAACAUGGUGCCCUCCAGAUGUCAUUGGACUCUCAUCUUCCAUCAGCCACAGCCAGCAAGGUCAAUGGGCAGAGAUAAUCGGGGUUGCAGUCCAACAACAUUUGAAGGGCACUAUGUUGGCUUCCCUUGUCUUAUAGUAUGUGCUUCUUUAUUGUAGACAUCCCUUUUAUAGAAUCACAGAAUUGUACGCUUGCAAGGGGCGCCAAGGGUCAUCUAGUCCAACCUCCUGCAAUGUACUUAAGCAGUUCAUAUGUGCACAUACAAGCUGUACGUCUGAAUAAAAACAUAGCCUUCGUAUGUGUGUCUUCAAAAUAUUUGCCAUUUAUUAUCAUUACAAAUAUUUAUUACAGAAAAAGAAAAUGCAUGAAAAAGGUGAAUUCACAAAACCAAAGCAAAGAAUGAAUACGGCCUUAUGAUCCCCUACUUUUUCAUUCCAAAAUAGGAAAGUUAUCCGUAUUUCAAUUAACUUAUUUUCGUAUAAAUUGUUUUCUCUUGCUUUGACACAAUAAGUAAAGUUGGAGCUUGUAAGUCUCAAAUCCCAAAAAAUCCACUCAAAGUAGGGUAUCCUUAAGUUGAAAUUGACAUUCCAACUGCUGCUAACAGAAUAGUGACCAUUUCCGUGUCCGCCUUAACAACACAGUUCUCUAACUAAUGUAAGUUUAUAUUCAGUGGGUUCUUUAGAAUCUCAUAUACAGUUAAUUAUUUGAUGUUAUCCAAGACAUGAUUCCAGAAAUUCUUAGUUUUACAACACUCCCCAAAGAUAUGUGGGCACUAUAAAUAUAAAAUUAUUUGCAAGGUGUAAAAUACCAUCAAUACAAAGUUAGAGUGAUUUUAUUUUAAAUUAUUUGCUAUUAUACUUUGUUCAUUCUGUGCCCAAUCCAUUUCCAAGCUCUUUCUGGUAUGUUGGUUCCCAUUUUUUCUGAUUCCCUUUCUCUUUUUUUAGAUAAAGUUUGAGAAGUAGUCUAUAGGUGUUAUCCACCUUUUCUUUGUGUACUUUAACACAGAACAGAUAAAACAGUUAUCGAAAUCUAAUCAAUUGCUGCUUAUAUAUGCAGAAUAUACAAAAUGAACAAGUAAAUAAAAACAUGCCAUUGACCCCAUUCUUUAGGUGAGGUAGCCUUGAAAGGGAAUGAUUUGAGUCCCUCCCACCUAACAUAUUGCCAAAGCAGUGCCGUUUUAUGUGCAGUUCCCAAUCCAGUGAUGUGAGCCAUAUACACGUUACCCACUGCAUGAUGUGUUUGCAUGCGAGUAUAGCAGAUUAAAAGAUAAAGUGCCAAGCGUCUGCCAAACAUUUUCUUUGAGAAUAAUGAGACCAGUUUCUCCCUCCAGUUGCACAAUAAACUUCUGGAGACAGAGCAUCAGCUUGGGGAAGCACAUGGCCGGCUAAAAGAGCAGAGACAACUGUCAAGUGAAAAGCUGAUGGACAAGGAACAGCAGGUGGCUGACCUUCAGCUAAAACUUUCACGGGCUGAGGAGCAGGUAGGAAUUAUAAGCAACAUGAAGUUCUUGCUUAGCUUUUAAAUUAUGUUCCAUAGUAGGUAUCUGGAAUAUCCGUUAUCAUAUUGUUGGAACUUUAAUAAAGUAUAAGCCAGUACUCUAUAAAUGUGCAAGUUGCUUUGACAAAUUAAUCCAGAAAAGACUUUGAAGUCUCUUGACCACUUUGCAAAAAAAUAGUAAGGACACAAAUUAUUAAUCAGUACUAAAAUAAAGGAGGACGGGAAGUCAGAAUUGAACUGGCCACUGCAAAGAGGGUGAGCAGGCACUGAUCGUCUUCACAGGGCUCUGUGAGAUGAUCUCUCUCUGGAAUUUGUGGAAGGAGCCGUGGCUCAUCUUUCUCUUGAACUGAGAUCAGUAGCCCAUCCUGCACGCUGCCAACAGUCUCUUUCCUCCGCUCCCCUUCCAGUACUUCUGUGGGAUAUCCUGUGUGCUUCAGUUGUAGCUACACUGGGGGGCGGGGGAGGAUCCGAAUGGUUUCAGUCUUAGCUAAAGAACUGUGCCUUCUAAAAUCCCUUAUUCUGUUCCCUCUCCUCUCUCUCCAAUCUGAAGACAUACAAAGUAGGUAAGGUGAUAUAUUUUUAAUGGAUCAAAGUACUGGUCCUCCUUGAUUGAACAAGAGGUCUUUAUUAUUUACUUCCCCCUCAAGAUUUAUCCUGGGGUUAAGGCAGUUGUCGCUAUCUGGCUUUAACUAAACCUAUGAAGAUUAUUGUUAUUGUUACCUAAGGCACAGCAUGCAAAAUUCUAAUUAUGUCAAAAUUCUUAUUAAUGAAACAGAAGCCAUUCUCUUUUUUUCACAUGCAAAUUUCCAGAUGUAAAGCACCAUGCCAAGUUAUACACUUUUAUUGUACUUUGGCACCUGUUGGUAUAGAAAAAUUAUUCCCUGGUGAAAUACUGAUACUUCAUUUUGUCUGGUACAAACCUAAUACAUGUCUUCUAAACUCAUUUAAAAGGUAUCUAUUGUAAACUGCUUCAGUAUUAGACAAAAUGAUAAACGCUAUUAAACUACUGAAUUGUGCUUAUCAGUUUUCAGUCAACAGUCUGUGACUAUUUUUCUAAGCUAAAGGAGAAAGCAGCAAAUGCAACUGAAUUGCAGCAUCAGUUAGAUAAAAUGAAACAGCAGCACCAGGAGCAACAGAAUCUUCAGCAAAGCACGACAGCAAAGCUGCGAGAAGCCCAGGUAAGAGAGCUCAUGCUACUAGAAAAAAGAUCAUGGCAGUAGGUACAAGAGGUGGCAAUAUCAAUUUCCUCGGAUGCACCAGGCGAGCCCUCUACAAAAAAACAAAGAUUUGACUCCUGUCAUUUAUUCAUGCUUCAGUGACUUUUACACUGGAUUAAUGACACCCCAGUUUAAAAAAGCAUUACAGCUGAUGGACUGAAAACCUCAACUGGUUCAGCGUUUUGAUGUUCGUCUGCUGAUGGUAUAAUGAUAUGUCAACCAUAUAAAAUCUGUGCUGAAGUUAUCUUCAUUGGCUGCUAGAUUUCUGAGACCCAAUCCAAGCUUAGGGUCUUAACUUUUAAAUCCAUAAAUGAUCUGGGUCCUGUGUAUCUCAGGUAGUAGCAGAUCUUGCAUUGAGGCCCUGUUCGAGGUAUCAUCAGUUGUGGACAUCUGGUUGUCCUUAGCUUGCAGUCGUUUUCAGGGAAGGGCUGCUUUUUUGAACUCCACCUCUUUGAAAGUUUGACAGUUUUUGAGCACAGGGACUGAAAACUUGUUGCUUUUUUGGGGGGGGGGUGGUCAGGUAUUAGAUUCAGUAAAUUCUGUUUUGUGUUUUGCUCAUUUUGAAACUGUUUUGAUUGCCCUUCUGUUGUGGCUCUCUGGUUAGGCUUGUUGCCUGUUACAUUUAUUUUUUUUAGACUUUCAUAAUUUCAAUACGUUCUUACUGUAAACUGUGCCUGGAGCCAUUGUGGUUAAAAGGCAAUAUCAAAAUACAGUAAGUAAGUAAGUAAGUAAGUAAGUAAGUAAAUAAAUAAAUAAGUGCUAUAAUUAAUUGAACUCUUUUAUUCUCCUGCCACCCUCAAGAAUGAUUUGGAGCAAGUGUUACGUCAGAUUGGGGAUAAGGAUCAAAAAAUCCAAAAUCUUGAAGCCCUGCUGCAAAAAAGUAAGGAGAAUAUCACCCUGUUGGAAAAGGAAAGGGAGGAUUUGUAUGCCAAAAUUCAAGCCGGUGAAGGAGAAACCGCUGUUCUUAACCAGCUACAAGAAAAGAACCACACUUUGCAAGAACAGGUAAGAUUUCUAAGGUAGAAUUCUGGGUUCGUUUAAAAAGAGGUGUUGCUUUUCUGUUCGAUUCACAAAGUGUGUCAUGACUGAGAUAGUAAAAAUAAAUGGAAAGAAUACUGUUUAGGCAUUUAAAAGAUCAGACUCUUGUUUUUUUCCUUGUAAAUUUGUUAUUUUAAUAUUCUUGAAUAUGUGAAAAAUUGUUUAGUACAUACAAUGAUAUGUUAUUAGCCCUACCCAUACUAUAGAGUGCCAACACUUUUCUGAUAUUUUGUAGUUUAAACAUAUUAUUUUCACAUUGGAGAAUCUGAUUCAAUGUUAGAUGGUGCUUUCCCCCUCUAGUGUAUAUAUAAAAUAAAUACUUGAGUAUGUUGUUUGUGGAUACACUGAUACAAUCUGUUCCCAUACUGCUACACCAGUAUACCCUAGCCAAAUUAGCAUAACAUUGUCAGAGUCCUGUGCUCCCAUAGCAGCAAAGUAGAAAGCAAAAUAAUGCCAGUAGAAAUAAGAGAGAACCUAGCAACACUGAAGGCCACUCCUUAUAGCAUUCAUGCAAUAAGACUGCCCUGAUUGUGCUUGCUGAAGAUGCCCCCAGAUUAGUUAUGCAUGGAAGGCAUCAGUCAAAGCCUGGUGAAGACUAAAUGACACCAUUUAACAAUACCAUUCUAUCACCCACCUUGGUUCACAUCCUUUCUUAGGCAUAGUGCAAAACAGGAAGAGAUGCCAACACCUUCUUUAGUACAGAUCUCCACGGUACCUGUAGAAAGGUGUAAAUUGAUAUAUGCCAUCAGGAGCUUCAGGUGUCUCUGUAGGCAAAGGCUUGAAACCCUCAGCAGCCCAAACAGUGGAUGGUAGUCCAUAAUCCACAAACAUUUUGCCAGGGAGCACUGCGAGGGAGAAGGAAGAUUAUUCUUGCUGCAGCAGUCAACCAGUUUCAUAUUCUUGUUAACGCAAGAACUCCAUGGAGAGCCAAAGUGUGGCAGACCUCUUGGGAGAAGAGCCAAUGUAUGGUGUAUAUAUAAAAUGACUUUCUUUAUAGGAACAAACCGAAAGUUGAGCUUCCACCAAGAACUCAAACAGAGCUUAACAGGAGGGCUAUAAUCAGAUAGACCCUUCUGAGUCAACUUCCUUACUCCUUACCCUUUUGACGCUUAAAUUUUAUAAAUUGGUUUUGCAGCACAACUUUAAUUUGCAUUUGAUUCUAAUAAUAGCAGGGUAAAUGUGUGAAGUCUAUAGUAGUGCUUGUCCUACUAAAAUUAUAAAAGAAAGGCAACGGUCAGUGUUGGUCUUCAUAUUAUAGAGUAGACAAUAUAUUUUGUAAGUUUCCCUGCUCUGAUUAUCCUUUUGUUUUCUUUACAGGUUACUCAGCUGACGGAAAAACUGAAAAACCAGUCAGAAAGUCAUAAGCAGGCGCUAGAGAAUUUGCAUGAGCAAGUGCAGGAGCAGAAGGCGCACCUAAGAGCCUCUCAAGACCGCGUUCUCUCCUUAGAGGCAACCAUAAGUGAACUAAAUACUCAGCUAAGUGAAAGCAAAGAAAAAGUAAUACAACUUGAUUUGCAGGUAAUUUAAUUUUAUGCUGCGUGUGAAUCAAAAUAUAUGAGGGGCAGGGAUACUAGUUUAAUUUCAGUAAGCCUGGUGACAGCAGUCUAUCUUGAUCACCUUCAGAAAUUUGCUUCUAUAAUUCCCUGAAAUUAAACCAGUAUCCAUGCAAACAUCACUAUUUUUUUUAAAAAAAGUUUGUAACUGUGUAACUUGCAUGCUGCAGUUGUUUGCUCUUCAUCAGUUAAACUACAGUUGGCACGAUUCUUUGAGAGAAGCUAUGUGCUUUAAAUAUAUGGCAUGGAUGUGACCUUAGUGCUAAUCAGAAUUUAAUUCAAAUAGCUUUUGAGCUCUGAUUCGCUCAUCCAGUUGUUCCUACCUUUUCCUCUUUCCUCACCUGUGCAUUGCCACUGCCCACCUUUUGGUUUGCACCUUGCUGCAACGUUUUGUCACUUUGUUUUGGAAGCUCUUUUCUUUUAAAAAGAUCUGUCAAAGCAAAUAUUUUCACAUUUAUGGAUAACAGGAGCUAGCUUGGGGCUAUCAGUUCUGCUAUAGUUAACGAAGCAAAGAUUUGCAUGAACAGCAAGCGUAGUUGACUUGAAUCUGGCGAUAUUGCUGAACCAUGUAAUUUACCUGCAAAUUACGUUUGCAUUGAACAUCAAGGCAGGUUGGAGGAAGUAUUAUUAUUGUCUCUUUAUUGUCUUGCUAUAUGCUAAAGAGGGUUAGAAAACAUAGAGCCAGAGUAAUAAAAGACUUUGCUUUAUGUUAUUGGCUUUGUGGGUUAGAAGCUCUCCAGAGUUUGGUUAGUUCUAUGGGCUUCUUUUUUGCACUAGCCCCUGGAACUGUAAAAAUGCUAUACUGGAGGAAUGUUGGUUUAUCUCUGUUUUGAAUUGAAAAUAGGCUUAGAAAAGAAUAUAGGAAAUUUUAAAUCAUUUCUAUGGUAAAAGUCAGUUUAAAACUUAGAAAAACUAAGGUACAUUUGGAAAGUUCUUCAAAAAUACUCACAACUGGCAACCCAUUUUUGGACUUGAACUGAUGAAUUGUGGCUUUUCCCUGAAUUGAUGAACAGUUGAAUUGCUGUGAUGAAUUCUGUUUCAGUGGCAUCUUUUGGGAGAAUAAUUGAUUUAAUCGGUAUCAUGAUACUUAGUAAAUUGCUUACCUCAGGAAAAUAAAAGUAGUUUAAAGAAACUGCAGUUGUUGUAGUAUUAGUGAUUGAUACUGAAGCACUUGCUUAAUUCUCUGUCAGGUAAAAGCAAAGACUGAAUUGCUUCUAUCAGCAGAAGCAGCAAAAGCGGCUCAAAGAGCAGAUCUCCAGAAUCACUUGGACACUGCCCAGAAUGCAUUACAAGAUAAACAGCAGGUGAGAGAAACAACAAGGUCAUGUAAAAUGCCUUCAUGAUUAACAAUGAUAAUCUGAUAUGCUUAAAACCAGAUCACUUGGGGAAAUCUUGUAUAUAAUAAUAUAACUCUGUGGUGACCUCUAUGGUUGAAAUUGUUAAAACAAUAUUGUUAAGUUAUUUUUUUAAAAUGAAGUAUGAAGGGAGAUGCAUACAUGACUUACUACAAUGGUGAAUGAACUGUAGUGGAAGAAAAUGGGUCAGAUUUGACUCGAUUCACACAACUUUUUAGGAUUGUCUGAAGCCACUGUGGGAAUGUCAAUCAGCUAAUGAAUGAGUGGGUGGGUGUAAAAUUCAGAAAUUAAUACUCCUUUUUUAUUUAUUUGUUGUAUUUCUAUAUCUAUCCCAUAAUGGAGUUCUCUGGGUGGCUCAUAAAGAAAAUUAAGCAGUUCUUUGGGUCCUAGCCCAUAUUUUUCAGCUGGGAAUGAAUUUUCCUUGAUGCAUAUUGGCUAAUGGAACAAUUUAUGGCUUCUUAAACUUGAGGGAGGGGUAUUCUUUUUGUAUGCAUUUUUGUGCUUUUAUAUUGUAAACUGCUCUGUGAUUUUCGGAUGAAGGGCAGUAUGGAAAUUUUAAUAAUAAUAAUUAAUACUUUAAAAAUGAAUUAGUUAAGGGCUUUCAGCUGCAAAGUAAUCUUUUUUUCCUGUUAAACAUGUGUGACAGUUACGGGGAUUCUCUAAAAAUUACCCUUUUCAAUGUUUAUUAAAAGGAGCUAAAUAAGGUCAGUACACAGUUGGAUCAGGUUACUGCUAAGCUGCAUGACAAACAAGAAUUCUGUACUCAGCUGGAAGCCAAUCUUAAAGAGUACAAAGAAAAGCAUCUUCAUUUAGAGCAGAAAAAUGAAGAACUGGAAGGUCAGCAUAAGGUUAGCAUCUAGGAACCUUUUUAUUAUUAUUUGUUCAUAUACUGCAUAUAUGAUACGUGCAUUAUCAACAUUGGCAAAGUGAGGAUGGUGUGAGUGGAGAAUUGCUCUGAAGGUAGGAUCAACUUUUUAUUCACCUGAUUCAAUGGCUACCAAAUGUAGAACAAAGAAAAAGAAAAGGAAGGAGGAAAAGAAAAGAAAAGGUCUCCAAAUUGUAAGGGAUGUAGAGAAAAAAUGAAGGUUUCCUAAAAAUGCUAUGGCACAGAAGCCAGUGAGUAGCACUGCUUCAGUAAUGUACUUGCCUAUACAACAGUAAAGAAAUAGAGUUUGGAGGUUAUUUGACGUUUGACUGCCUCUUUGAAAGCGAAGUUUUAAAAACAGCACUUUUAAUAGCAAUUGCCAGUUCACAUUUAAUCACAAAAUUUGUGUAAGCUUCCCUGAAAUAUGUGUGGAACAACAUCUGUCAAAAUAAAAACACGAUUUCUUUUCAGAACAAAUGGACAGAAGGGGGAGGGGGAAUAUUUUUCAGAAGUAGCAUUUUGGGUGUAACUUCAUUAUUAUUAUUCAUUGAGUGCCACAGCUGGACUGUCAGUGUGGGUGAGGCAUAUUUGAUUCCUAAACAUCACAUAGCAGAGAUGAUAUCCUGCUCUGCAGUGUGUUUUAGUGGGUGAGACUGAGGUGCUGAUCAAAGUCAAGUUCAGGUUUAAGCAAGUUAUGUUGCUUAAGGAUAAAUAUUUGGAUUGUAUGUAAGGAUCUUACCCAAGUAAUCUCAAAAGUGGCCAUUUCUUUGAAUAUUUGUGGUCUUCUCCUUCUUAAAUGUGGGGAAAGGUUUUGAAUUUGUUUCUAUCUGUUACUGGGGAAAUUAAAGAAAAGAAACUACGCCGUUAAAAUAUCAUGUGUAUAUGCUAUACAAGAUAACAAGUCUUGCCCUCUGCUUACUUAGAAGAAUGGGAAUUUAUUUUUAAUUUUUAAAAAAACUUCUUAAAAUUGUGGCAGUGUAUUUUGUGAAAAUUGUUAACCUUCUGAAAUCUUCCAUUUCAGAAACUUGAAUCUGACAUUCUUGAAGUCAUGGGAAGUAAGGAAAAGGCACUUCAGGAGCUACAGGAGCAAAGGCAACAAUGCACAGACUUAAGUCUGAAGGCUGCAGAACUGACCAAACAACUAGACAGAGAAAGAGAAAUGUAUGCUAAAUAUCUUAAAACAUACUACGUUCCAACUCUGAAUUGAAGCAUUUUUGUUGCAGAAUGCUUCUUCUUUUCCCUCACCCCCACCUUGGGAUUAUAGCAGGGUUGGAGAUUUAACUGCAGAAAGCUAGAAACGGCGCACAUUUUUGCUCCCUUAACUCACAUGCCCUGCAUUUUAGCAGGAAACAUUUCUCCCUCCUUCUGCUGCCAGCUGCCAGCACACCUAACUGUAUGCUUUGCUCAUCUGAUCAAGCUGCAUUAUGGUGUCUCUGAUUUUCAUACCUGAGGCACUGUAUUCCUUAUGCCACAGUUACUUAGACACAUCACAGUAGCACAUGUCCCUCCAGUGAUGGUCAGUGAUGGUCCAGUGAACCAUACCAUUGGCCUACCGAGUUCCGUUUUGCCUAUUCUGAUUGGCAGAGACUCUCCAAGGCCUCAGACAUGUCUUUGUCAGCGCUUCUACCAAAAAUCAUUUUAUAAGAUGCCAUGAAUUGAUCCUAGGCAUUUAUAUGUGCAAAACACAUGCUCUGCUCCCGAGCUGUGCUCUCCACAAGUGCAGUGCAGGGAUUUGUUAUUGGUUUGUCCUCAUCAGAUAAUUCAGAUCUGUCGAUAUGUCAAUGAUAAACUGCUUUCACUAUUAGUACCAAGUUUUAUGAAUAAAUUGUUUUGAAUAAGCAACAAGAAUACAAAUAAGAUUAGUUAAAAUUCACACAACUGACCAAGCAGACCUGCAUUUUAUUACUUAUCUAUUUAUGAAUUUCCUUUUACAUGUUUUUCAGUAUACCACAAAACAGCUAAAAAUAGUUUUAAAAGCAGUACAAAAAGCAACUUCACCUUAAAGACAAUAAAAAAUGGGCACAUAAGGGAGAUUUUUUUAAAAAUCCAACUGGAAAAGCUUAUUGAAACAAAAAUGUCUUGAAUUGUUUCUGAAAAGUUCAGAUAGCGAGCGUAGAUAAUAUCUCAUCAGGACGACUGUUCCACAAAAUGGGGGCAGUGUUAUGGAAGAGUUUACGUAUUUCUAAAUGGAAAAGAGUUGAAUUGAAAUCGCUCUUCAUUCUAGAAUUUGCAUUUCAACUCACAACAUAUAGUUUAUUGGUGCUGCCAGCAUAUCAUUUAGCUAUCAGGAGAUGAAAAGAAAGCUUAAAACAUUAGUGAUUUAAGGGGAUAACACAUGUGUCCCACUUGUUAUAUUUUAUGUGUGAAUGUUGGCUUAUGCUGCAGUUUAGUAUUGAACUAUUUUUGAGUUUUAUUUCCUCCCCUCUGUACAGAAUAUCUAGUACCAAAUUAGAUCUACAAAAGAAAUGUGAUAGCCUGGAAGAAGCGAACAAGCAGAUAUUGAAGCAAGAAGAAGAAAAUGGAAGACUGAAAUUGGAUAUUGAGAAAUUACAUCAAGAUUCAGACAGACGGCACAAGGAACUGGAUGGAAGGCUGCAAGCACUGACAGAGGAUUUGCAGAAGAUGAAGUUGGAAAAAGAUACUCUAUUAAAGGAACUUGAAGUUAUCAAAGAAAAACUGUCAAAAAGCACUGAAUCUUUGAAAGAAGCAAAAGAUGAAUUGGAAAAAGAGAAACAGAAAGGAAAGGCAGCAGUGGCAGAAAUAGUGAGUCAUGAAUUUUUAAACAAAUAGAGAUUUCCUGUGCGACUGAUUUGUGCAUCUAUGAAUACUAGCUGUGCUUUGCUACUUGCUGUGAGAUUUUAGGGCAGUAUGCCAGGACUGGUGAAGCUGACAAUGGGAAAUUAAUACUCUCAAGUAUACUAAAUCGAGCUUUUCACUAAUUAAGUGUAUUAUCUUGGCCUGCACGUGUGUGGUUCUUUUGGGCACUGGCUGAAUUAGAUGUCCAUCUGCUGUGAUUAAUUUUUGAAUGGAAUUGGAAAGAAUUGGGAGAGGUAAUGAAACAGGUUUGUUUGAUGUGGUUUGUGGAAGAAAUGCAACUAAAAGUGCAUGAAAUAUCUCUGUGUGUGUUUUUGGCAAUGAGGAGAACCCAGUUAAUUAAGGAACACUGUCAUAACUUUAAAAAGAUGCCCAUAUGUUUUCCAGAACAUGAUAUAGAAUUCCUUAUGUUGUAUUAUAUAUAAACAGAUACUACAGUAACAAUUCUCACUCUCUUGUGGGCUUUUGAGGCCUUUUAGAAAGGCAAGUGACCCUAGUACCCUGUUGGAGAUGAGCGGCAGGAAAAUUGUUGUUAUGAAUAUGACGACUGAAAUUGCUGGCUUUGAGGGGGGAAAGUAAUAUCAGCUAGAAGAAAUUAUAAACAAUAUGAUGAUAUCAGCUGGUGUAGGGCAGUAUGACCCAUGCCUUAAAAAAUAAAACCACAUCUAUUUUGAAAGAUGAUAUUAUCCACGUAUUUCCUCUCUUACCUGAUUUCUAUGUAGGCCAACAUUAGAGUACAAUAGUAAUAUACAUUUGAUGAAAUUUCUGUUUUUGAAAGCAUAUAGAAGCUUUUCCCUCAGAAUUUCAUUUUCUUUUUUUAUGAUGACAAUAUAUUCUCUUAGUGUGAUGCAUUCUAAAACAUUUAAUAUGUGUAAAUUAAAUAUUUUUUACUUAUUUUAUACGUUAUACACAAAACUUUUAUUUAAUGCUGCAAAGAUUUCAAAUCUAUGCAGAAGUGCUGUAUUAGGAAUUUUUUUUACCCUAAAAAUGAUAUGAUUCAGUGCUUUGGUUUUAACAAUAAAAGAAUCCUUGAAAUUAGUUGAGUUCUUAUUUUUAAAAAGGUUUCCCUUCCUCCCACUGAUUACUGUUGUUAAAGUUAGUUUCCAAAAACUUAAUUUUCACUCAUCAAUUAAAUGUAAAAGUAUAAAAAUGCUUACAGUGCAAGUCUGUACGCUUCUACUCACAAGUAAGUUCCAUUGAGUUUAAUGGGGCAAACACAUGAGUAGAUAUAAGAUGGCAGCCUUGGCUUUUAACAUAACUGGUUUUGUUACUGACCUUUAUGAUGAACAGUGUUUAAUGAAAAUGGUCCAUUGUGAAAAGAGAAAAGUUCUCAUUGUUUAUUAGUGCUGUAGAUUAUUACCUUUGUUUCUUUCAUAACCAACCUUGUGGUGCCAGGUUCUGAUCUACACAGUAUAUCUAUCUAUCUAUCUAUCUAUCUAUCUAUCAUCUAUCUAUCACCUAUCUAUCUAUCUUCACUAUUUAUUUAUUAUACUCAGUUUCUUUGAAACUGUCCAUUGUUUUCUACUGAAUGGGAUUUUAAAAGCUGUUAGAAUUCAUUGCUGAAACUUCCCCAUUUUUUUUCUCCCCAAAAAAGAGAGAGGUCUAUAUUUUGGAAACUUUAUGAGCUCACCAGUCAUUCCUUUUCACACAGGAGAAAUCUUGUCAAGAAGCUAGACAUCAACUCCAGCUUCAGUCGGAAUCUAUAGCUAAAGAGCAGAAUGAACUGAAAAACUCGCUGGAAAAACAAGAAGGGGUAAUGCUGACUUUUUGACCGCAAGCAUGUGAAAUCAGCAAUUGCUUUAUCAAAUAGUUUUUGCUAGAAUCACACCCAGAAAGAGAGAGACAGAGUGCUAACUUUCCACAAGACUAUACCCAAAACAGAUUUCAGUUAAUAAAACUGUGGACGAUCGCUCCAAGAUUAAACAGCUGUUGUGUUCAUGUUCAUGUUUUAACUCAGAAAAAGUAUGAGCACAGACCUAAAAAUGUUGCAGUAUUCUAUUUCUACAACCAAAUUCAUAAAGUGGGUUUUUAAAAAAUGCUCAGUUUAGCUCAGAUGAUGGAUAAUGACAUAGCAGUGUCCCCUCCAAGGCAUAAUGUUAAAAGCAGCAGCACGAAAAUAAUACUACAUAUGGUAAAGAUAAUACACAGUACUGUUCUGCUUUUCUUCUCUAUGUAGAUCUCCAAGCAGCUGGCAACAGAGCUUGAUUCAGCGCGUGCGCAAGUCCUGCAGAUUCAAAGUGUCCUGAAAGAAAAAGAAAAGAACGAACAGCAGUUGCAGUUGAAGGUGAAAGAACUGAAGGAAUCUUUUGACCAGAAGAAAAAGCAAAAUGAAACACAGCAAGCUGAAUUGAAAUCAGCUCUCUUAGAAAAGGUAAGAGCCCACAGCAUACAAAGAGGGUUUGCUACCAGUUUGGAUUGAUCUGAACACUGCUGUCUUCUGAAUAAAUGUAACAAAAUUAAAUAAACCAUAGGUAUUUAUUUCAUAGGGACAAGUAUUGUAAAGUACUCUGUAAACGGAACAGCGAAAAUGUUAGCAAUAACGCAAGUAGAAAAUGUUCAUACUUGUACGUUUCCAUGUUACUCUUUAUUAUGUAUAAAGAAAACUCUUCUCAUGUGUGUGUUAGGCAGAACUGGAGAAUAAACUGCAGCAGCAGAUAACCUUGUCAGCACAAGAGCUUACGGCAGAGAGAGAAAAGAUAGCAGAGCUACAGAAGACACAUAAAAAGACCCAAGAGAACAUGGAAAAACUUCAGUUGGAUUUUUAUGGCAAAGAAUCUGAGCUCUUGGCUACACGACAAGAUCUUCAGGUACAUUACAUCACUUUUAAGGCUAUAGGGCAUCUUUUCUCACUGUGUGCAGUGUAUUGUUCCUGUGCCUUUUAAAUUGGCAAUUAGAGGAUACAAGUGGAAUCUGCAGCAAAAUACUGCAGUGUGGAAUGCUCCUGUUCUCUCUCCCAAUUGCUCUUUUUUGGGAAAAAAUGUUAGUGUCUAAGGUGUAUACACUGCAAAACAUUUGUAAGGAAGCAAGAAAGACCUUGAUAAAGUGCCUGUUAUAUGAAGUGCUAACUUUGAGGGUAAAUAACCUAUAAAUACUGAGUUGUCUGAACUAUGACAAUGGCACCCUCUGCUGGAAUAUUUGGGAGAAAUACUUCUGAUUUGUGUUUUUUUCAUUUUCCUUAUAACUAAAGCUAUAGCAGGAUUUAAGACAUUUUAAAAUUAAACUAGCUUUAUACUUAAGUCCUCUAGCCACCGUAUAUGUAAUCCUAAACACAACUAAUGGAAAGAAUUACAACCAACAGCAGCAGAAGUAUCAUCCUCUAACAAUAUUACAUAUUUAAAGUUUUUUUUAUUUUUUGUAUUAUGCUGGACAUAUAUGGCUUUUGUUUUGCAUUCAUUGAGAGUUAGCCCGCUUUGAUCAUUAAAGCAGUAAAUGCUCAUUUCAAUGCAGAUGCAGUGUUGGCCGCAUUUAUUUAUUAGAAAUAUUUAUACCUAAUCUUCUAACUGAAGUUCUCAAAGCGGAUUUCAAUCUAUUCAAAUUAUAAGACUGACUUACAAUGUUGGAGUCCUUCCCCUGAUCUAUGGCUUCUGUCAGUCAUAGUUUAUGGCUCCCGGCAGCAGAUGCAAGAGGCAUGGAGUUGGGGGCAAAAGUGCUUACAGACCAUUUAUGAUAUAUUAAUAUUAGUUAUGUGAAGAAGGGAAGAAGAUGACCUCAGGUUCUUCUUCCCCACCCCCACUAAUAUCGUUUGGCAUCCUCCAUUCACUUCCCACCCCCACCCAAAUGAUUUCCUUUCUCCUCAUACUCGCAUCAUUUUAGCUACUACUUCUUUCACUGUCUGGGAGAAGGUGUAUAGGAAAACACAUACCUGAAGUUUCCUCUGCAAAAUUGAACGAAUAAAAUAAUAGAUAGUUUAUGGCACAAUCUACUGUUCAGCUGUGCUUAUCAGAACUAUGGAACAAACACAUCACAACAUACCUGGCACUAGGGAGAUGGAAUGGCCCAACUUCCGUGCAAUGUCUAGAGAUUUUGAAAUGGCUAUAGGAAAGCAGCUACGACCGCAGCCGUUUGCGUGGUUUGUAUGGCAGCUUGUGCAGAGACCCAAAUCAAAAGUGAGGGCCUUCCAAGACUCAGAUGACAUGUGGUAGGGGAAGUGGGACAAUGGCAUCAGUGCAAAAUAAUCCUUUUAUUUGCACUCUAAAUUUUGUAUCAGCAUUUAUUAAUAUUAUUUCUUCAUGUUUGUAUUCGGAGCUGAAUUGGAAAGGACUUUGUUGCAUAUUGCUAACAGGGUUUUUUUACUACUAAAAUGAACUCCUAUUUCUUCACAUUAAUGCAUAAUCAUAUCUGCUACUGUGACUGGCUGACUGUAACUUUAGCUGUGUUUUUCAAAAAUUCAGUCCACAGAGGAGAAGCUUGCUUUGGCCCAAGAAGAAUUGGUUUCAAACAGAAAUCAAAUUAGUAAUCACAAUCAGUUGAUCAAAGAACUUAAGACUGCAAGAUCUACAUUAGAGCAGGAUGUGUCUAAUAAAGAACAACAACUGAAAGAGCAGAAUAAACUGUUACAGGAAAUACAGAAAGACAAGGUAAUUUAUUUUUUAUUUAAUGGUGAUAUGCCAUGUGGCUAUAGUUCUACAGUGGUAUCUCGGGUUAAGUACUUAAUUCGUUCCGGAGGUCCAUACUUAACCUGAAACUGUUCUUAACCUGAAGCACCACUUUAGCUAAUGGGGCCUCCUGCUGCUGCUGCACUGCCGCCGCGCAAUUUCUGUUCUCUUUUUUAAUAUAAUUUUUAUUAACAAACCAAUCAAAUCACAUUAAUUCCAAAUUACAAAGCCAAAUUUUUAAAUUUUUGUUGGGGGUACCCAUACUUCGAGCUCAGAAAGGGAUCCAAACAGCUCUCUUGCUGCUGCUUUAAUAUUCACAAUUCUGUCCAAAUAGUAUUCACAGUUCUGUCCAAUCUUCUUUUUAUUAUUUUCCUUAUCUUCUUGUUGUUAUCAUCAUUAUAUAUUCCUUUCUUUGUGACCUGUGGUAGUCUCCACAAGUGGGUUGAAAACAAACGUUGUUAUAUCCUGUGUGGAUUUUCCGUUCCUCCAAGAGCCAUGUUCAAACAGACAGACGCCAUUUCAACACUUCCGUACAAAACAUUCUUAAAGUCUGCCCUUUGAUCCUCGCAGGCCUGUCACUCACUUCUCAGUCUUCUUAGGGGGUUCUGCCGGGUCACACUCACAGUCCGAUAUAAUAACAGAGCCAUGGUCUCCUCCCCCUUGUAAAUCCUAGAACCAGGCCUGCUUCCUAAUAAGUCUCUUUUUAUAACUGCGUCAUUCCAAAGGCCUUUCAUUCCUUUCCAGAUAUUCCACAAGCCAUGUCUUUGAUUAGUAAUUCAUUUCCACACAGUUCUUAAUCAUCCCACUUAUAAUCAGUAAUUGCAACGAUUCUUCCUGGGGGGGGGGGGGAUUGUUAGGUAAUCACAUAAGACAAAAAAAGAAAAGUCCCCCCUCCAUUCCGUCCCGUUCCGACAUACGUGUCUUCUUCUUGAUAUAUUUUCCUGAAUCCAGCCCGUCGCUCCACUUCACAGAGGUCACUUUAAUUAGCAGUCUUAACUCCUGUUCUUCACUCGAAAUAUGUACAUUUGCUUCUCUCUAAUUGUUUAUUUUGAGCUGCUGCAACCAGUCAGAGACAGCGUCCGGGAGAGCCUCCCACACGAGUGCUGUGCGCCUUGUGCCCUCACCCCCUUCUUUCGAACUCGGGGGUGAUUUAUGGCAACCACAGGCGAGGCAGUGUUCCCCAUUCCCUUGGGGUAACAAGGGAGGCUGCAUACUCCCAUAUCAGCCUCUUAAUUACCUCGUGUGGGACGGAGAGAUGGUAUUGUCGGCCAUCUUCCAAUGCGCCCCUAGCGGCCCCACGCAAUUUCUGUUCUCAUCCUGAAGCAAAGUUCUUAACCCGAGGUACUAUUUCUGGGUUAGUGGAGUCUGUAACCUGAAGUGUAACCUGAAGCGUAUGUAACCCGAGGUACCACUGUAUGUGCAAUUGUUAAGUUUCAUUGAACAUUGAAGCUUAUUUAUGAGGAAACCUGCAUGUUUUCACUGCUGGACUAAUUUGUCAUCAUUUGGUUAGAAGGUGAUGUUUUUCUGCCAUGUCAAAAUCGAUACUGUUAGAAUAUGUAUGUAGAGUAGAAAUACAUUAGAACAGGAUUUUAAAGAGGCAGCUCUUUACCGCCAGAAAAUGAUCAUUGCUUUGUAAAUCAGUUAAAAGUGGUCUCUUAAAAAUACCUGUCCAUUUCCUCUGCUUCAAGGCUGGAAAAGAAACGGAUCUGGCUAACGAAAGAUCUAAAACAACUGAGCUUCAGAACAUAAGCACCAAACUGGAAAAAGAAAAUUCCAAACUAAGAGAAGAAGCCAGAACCUGCAAACAGGAAUUGGAAAAAGUAUGCUGAGAUGCUACUCCAUUUACGCUGGGCCACUUCUUUGGUUCAGCGUAUUACCAUUUCACUCAAAAGUUCCCUGCCUGCUUACUCUGGUGAACUUUCUCACCUUUCCUGCCAACUGUAUAUACCCUUCCGUAUCUGUAGGCCUUGUGUUGGUUUUUAAUUAAUGUUCCCUUCUUAAAGCUGUGAGUUCUACUUUUUUAUUUUACCUCCCGAGUUUAAUCCUUCCUACAGGUGCUUUUUUUCAGGUCCGAAUUAUAGAUUAAACUGGCAACAUUUAUACCUUGGAGAAAAAAGCAGCUAUAUCUUCUUUGGGAUCAGAUAGCAAUGGGCUGAGAUGGUGGGUGGGGAGAAUGGAUUUCCAGCAUAAAAUUAUGAUGGGGCCUAAUCAGAAGCAUGUCCCUACUCUGGGCCCCUGGCUGCUUUUUCUUCAAAUAAAAACAGCCAGUUUAAGCAUGUUUUUUUGAAAGCGUUUGUAACAUAAGAUGUAUUCCUCCCCCCACCCAAGUCAAUUGCUGACUGUGUCCAUUUAUGUUUGUACGCUCUCUGCUGCUGCAUAUGUUGUACUCUGGUCAGUGACCGAAAUAAAUCGAUUCAUUCAUUCAUUCAGCUUCUCCUCCUGCCUGCCAGCAGAACCUCUCCUAACCACCCCCCGACCCCUUGAGAUGUGAAAUUGAGCUCCCCAAAAUAUUGUAAGCAGUUCGACAAAUGGUUAGGAAUGAGGCAAAAAGACACAUUCAUCUGGUUUUAAAAAUAUAGAAAAUAACUCACUUGAAUUUUUGUCUUGUUCUGUGCUGAGAAUUAUACUAUUUCAUGGGAAAUAGUAUGAUUUCAGAUUAGCUCUCAUCCAAGUAUUAUUUUUGUCAUUGUAAAUACUGUAUGUUUUUAACAGGAGAUAACAAAUUUAAAGGAUGCCAAAGAACUAUUGAUCAAGCAGAAACUGGAAUUGCAGGGAAAAGUUGAUAACAUUAAUUCAGCUCUUGAGCAGGAGAAAAAGAACCAAGAAGUUAUCAAAGAUCAGUUGAAAAAGAGAGAAGAAGAAAUGAAGAAGAAAUGUGCUGAGAUUGAGGCAAAACUGGUUGGUAUAUCUAUUAUGAGAGUACUUAAUAUGUAUCCAUGCUUAAAUAUGUUUAAGCAUCCGUUCAGCAGUUUCAACUUUUGUAGCUGGAGUCAUUCAGGGUGCUGCCCUCCCAGGUCAGGUGCAAAAGUCCAGCAAGGCAGAGGGAGGUCUUUCAGGACUCACAGCCAAGAUGGUCUCCUAUCUAUUAUCAGAAUCGUUUAAUCAAAGAUAUUUAACUUGCUCAAUUUAACUUACUAUGUAUCAGGGAGAAUUCCAUAUUAAGUAAGACAAAACACAGAGGCUUCUAUCCUAAUUUCCCAUGAGCAGAACUCUACUCAUGAGAUACCGUUGCUGGUGGAAUGAAGAGAAAGUUAUUUUCACUGAUUUCUCCUUUCUCACUGGCUUCCCAUGUUUAUUUCAAAAAUCUGCUCUGGUGGUUGGAGGGACAAUGUUGUAGAAGGCUGAGGUGGAAAUUACUUACUCCCAUCUUCUGCCGUUGGAUUGGAGUCACUUUUAUGAAGGGAAGCAAUUUGGGAUCCUAGCCAGGAUUUCAUUAUUUUUUCCAUAGCAAGAAGAGUUAGAUAUGGAGAAUGGGGUGGUUCCCUCUUUGGCUACAAUCCCAGGGGUAAAAUAUCAUCUGAACAGACCUGUUGUUGUUGUUGUUGUUGUUGGAAUAAGGAAAAUACUUACAUUUUAAAAAUGUUUUUAUUGACUUAGCAAGCUGAGAAAAAGGAAAAAGAUGAGCAAUAUAAAAGUCAUGAGGAGGCUGAGGGUAAACUCAACAUGCAGAUCACAGCUUUAAAUGAAAAUCUGGGUACGGUGAAGAAAGAGUGGCAAAGCAGCCAAAGAAGAGUUAGUGAAUUAGAAAAACAAACAGAUGAUUUACGUGGAGAGAUUGCAGUACUGGAAGCCACAGUGCAAAAUAACCAAGAUGAGAGGAGAGUGCUGCUGGAAAGGUAAGUCAGUGAAUUAGUAAGUCAGUGAAUUGUGUAUGUAUGUGGUGACUUCUGUUUUUUAUAAUAGAAAGGGGAAAACUUCCUAUUGUGUAAUUUUGUGCUAAAAACAAAUUAUAAUGGAAAUAAAUAAGCUUAUGCAGUCAGAAUAAAUCACCCAAAUUGACAAAGAAGCUAAAAUUCAAAAAUCCUAACACUGACCCCCCUUUUAUGUGAAAUUUAGACUGCCCUGUGUAUGUACUGCAUAUGGUGACUUACUCCUGGAACAUAACUAGCCACUUAACACAGGAAGCCAACUCAGUUGUUGUUCAACGUAGACUUCUUAAUGGCCUUAUUUGUUUCUACAAUAAGGGAGGUUACCUUACUAGUAUGGUUGAAACCAUGUUGGAAUAGGGAUUCACACAGUUUGAAAUGUAGCUUCAACUCAGAAAGUGUUGGAAUGGAAUAGUUCUCUCACUAACAUAAAGGAAACAAAAAGGAUCAAUUCCCUGCCCACCCUUGGUUCUUGACAAUAGUCUGAGGGCAGGUUAGCAGUAUGAAUUUGCAUGCGAAUGAUGGUUUUAUUUUUCCUCAGUUUAUGACAUUGUAAUAGCAUUAUGAUUUCUUCUUUAGGUGCCUUAAAAGUGAAGGAGAAAUUGAAAAACUUCAGAGCAAAUUGAUGGAUGCACGAAGAAAACUGGAUGACACUACUGCAGCCAUGCAAGAGCUAGGCAGAGAGAACCAGUCACUGCAGGUAUUUCAUUUUGGUGCCUAAAGACAGACUCUGCGCUACCUUUAAAUUUAUUAAAGUAAACAGUGCUCUUUGCUAAGUUGUUCAGGUGAGUCAAGUAGAUGGGUAGGGGAGAGGAACCACAUGUGGUAAGAAUGAUGUGGUUAUGUAUAAAAUUAUAUGCAACAAUUCUGGGUUGGGAGUACUGUGUGUGGGUGUGUGUAACACUUGCUGUUGAAUUUCCAUGAAGUAGCUUUGACGUGAUUUGGGUUUUUGAUUUAAUGUUCAUAAAAAUCUCUACUCUUACAUUUUAUAGAUCAAACAUUCACAAGCCCUGAAUCGGAAAUGGGCUGAAGAUAAUGAGGUUCAGAAUUGCAUGGCCUGUGGGAAAGGUUUUUCCGUAACAGUAAGAAAGGUAUGCAUGUCUGGGAAUAUCUUCUGGAGAAGUGUGUGUGUGUUGAGAAUUAUUUUUGUGAAAGCAGUGAAGCAGUGGCUGUAUUUGCUAAAAAAAAAUAAAAAUGGUUUAGCAUACUGUGAAUGAGCUGGAACAAACCACAGGCUCACAUACCCAUCUCCAUUUUCCAUGCAGCCAGGAAGAGAAGUUGAGAAGUUGCUGCUUUCUUAAAACUACAGUAUUUGUAUUGUUUGGUGCAACAAAGUGAUUUAAUAUUAACUGGUUAAUUUCAAAGAAACAAACAUCAGUCUCUGGCCUUUGAAGCUGACUUGUUGAAGUUGGCUGUGGAUCAUGUUAAUCAUUCUGAAAACACAGGAAGCUACAGUUAACAAAAAAGUGGAAGCAAAAUUUUGACCCCCCCCCCCCGUGGAGGAGAGGGGAAGGUGGGAGCACAUUGAGUUCAAGGAUCACUGUGAUAUACCGUGUUUUUCCAUCUAUAAGACGCCCCCAUGUAUAAGACGCCUCCUAUUUUUGGGAACUCAGAUUUAAGAAAAUGGGGGGAGAUACUGUGUAUAAGAUGCCCCCUAAUUUUUGACAUUAUUUUUAAGGAAAAAAACCUAGUCUUAUACAUCAAAAAAAUAUGGUACCAUGGUUUAGCAUGAUGUGCCAUCACAGCCAAUGUGUGUUAAGGAAGCAUUUUUAAAAGGUGAUUGUUUAAAAUGAACCUUUUGGUGAUGUCUGGCAGAUUUAUAUAAGGGAAAUAUUUGUAUAAGCCUCAUGCUUUCUUUUGUAAGCAAUGCAGUGAGAGACUUGUCAGUACAAGCCGUGUUCAGGCCUUGUAUAUUUUUAUACAACUUGAUGCAGUCUGCUCAGCCUGGCAAUGGCCAUCUUCCUCCCUUGUCAUUUGAACGGAUACUUGCAGGUAGAAACAGUUACAGGAUUAUGAGGAGAGCAGUGUGAAAGCGAGGUUCACAAUAACAAGUUGGUUUGGAGCACAUAGGAGUGGAGAGCAUGUUCAUGCCAUGGCUUGGCAUUAUAACUCUCCCUGUAUAUAAUUGUUUUGCUUUGUUUUUCCUGUUUCACAGCAUCACUGCAGACAGUGUGGAAAUAUCUUCUGUGCCGAGUGCUCAGCUAAGAAUGCCUUAACUCCUUCUUCUAAGAAACCCGUUCGUGUCUGUGAUACUUGUUUCAACGACUUGCAAGGAUAAUUACUCACAGCUCUUAAAUGUUAUGCUAGAAUAAAGUUUCUGUUAUGCACUUCGUACAACACUCAGACUACUCUUUGGUUUGGGUGAUGAUUGUAACAAUGGGCAAAAUUAUAGUAUUGUUGAAAAUAUACAUAUAAAAAAGUCAAACAAUUGUACUUCUUGUGAGGCUGAAAUUAUCUAUGGCUUGUUUGGUUUUGAUCCUACAAGAGCUUCUGUGUCUAGUUUAUAAGUCCCCAGUAACUUGUAAAUAAAGUUUAAACAGAGGAGUAACAAUGUAUUUUUUUAAUCCUAAUUUCCUUGUUUAAAAGUAACACAUUUUAAAGUAAACACAUUUGCAGGGAUUUUGUGUAUCAAAUGCUGCUGCUCUAAUGGGAUGGUUACAGUUUAAUAGCUUCAUUGAAGUGUGAAAGAUACGUAGCAGGCCCAAACAAGCAGCUUUUUUGCUUAUUUCUUUUAUUUUCUCACUCUCUGGGGAUUCCACUUACAGUGAAUGCCCAGAUAGUGGGAAACUGUCUCGAGGUUUUAAACUUUUCAGGAUGUUUCACUACAGUGUCACUAUAUAUUUCACUGAAAAUGAAAGCAAGUGUCGAGUGUAUAAUGUAUGCUUGACAUCUCUAAGAAUACUUUUCAUCAUAUCAAAGGUACUUAAGUGGACUACAUCAUCCUUAAUAUGCAAGGUCUUGCUCUGAAACUUUUUGAGGUUGGGCCAUGUUUUUGCCUUUUCAGAGGUCUUCUCCUUAGUUAAUUUUAUUAUUAUUAUUAUUAUAAAAUCUUUGUUGUUGUUCAAUUCACUUCACAGGAAACACUGCGUGGAAGUUCCCAGGAAAAAAUACUGUGAAGUGUGGGAAUUAAAAAAUACAGCAUUAGGAAAGAAAGUAGUCACCUUGGAAUUCUACCUUUCUCAGUGUAAAUUUUUGUCUCCAGUUUCUUAGUUCUUGCUAGAGAUUUGCCAUACCUCCCUGCCAAAUGGAAGUGAAAUUCCAGGUUCUGCUAAUGGCUUUAAAGUAACUGAGAUUCCAUCACCAAGAGCCUUUCUCUUGCUUUAAUGAGGUACAUCUCAGUCGUAGGUUUUAUAGUACAACGGUGUCAUGUUUCGUCCAAAUGAGAAGGUACUGAAAUUGCUCUUUUAAAAUCCAAUCUUUUAAAGAUUGGAUUUAGGCAGGAAAUGUCAUCUUUCAGCCCCAUCUUUUCUUCUCUUUUGAUUUGAGAGGCGAGGAUAAUAUACAUACUUCUAUGCACAUUGUAAUCACACAAAAUAAUGUACUUUGUAAAAUUUAGAGUGACUAAAAUACAGCAUGACAUUUAAAAUUAACACCUUUUGGAUAUGUGGUCUAUUUAAAAUGCUAUGAAGGAAGUGAUGCCAGCAAGGAAGAAUGUUGUAGACUGAGAAAUGGAAGUACAGCACUAGGAAGAAAUGGAGAAGCAAACAGCUUAACAGAAAUAUAUUUGUAGAGGGGUCAUGGCUAGCAUGACCUUUGCACUCAGAAGAUCCCAAGUUCAAUCCCUCAUGCCUCAAGAUAAAAAAUGUUUCAUACAUUCCAGGUCCAGCAAAUACAAUUUUUUUGCCUGGAACUUUUGAGAGGCUGCUGACAACGGGAGCAGACGACAUUUGAUUCAAUGGCCUGAUUUAGUAUAAAGCUGCUUUAUCUGUUCAAAAAUGUCCAGAUGAACAAGUACAAAUAGGAUGUAUGAAACCUUAAUUUUUUUUGAGUUGGAUAUGCAUGCUCCAUAUGCCAAAUUUACAUCUAAUCAUUCAGCGGCUACAUGUGUAGACAUUUCCCCCAUCUAUUUGGUGUGGUUUUUUUAAGGAGUAAAUGGUAAAGUAAUAUCCAGAGCAUCUACUAAGGUAAUUGGGAAUUAUUAGGGCUUUUACUUGAUUAAAUAAAUCUUAGUCGAUUAAUCACACCAGUUUUAUUCAAUUAAACAUGCUUAUGAAUAAAUUAAAGUUUUGAAGGAAAAGAGUAUUUUGGUUUUAGAUGAUGCUCGCAUGUGUUGCAGCAGGCACCAUCUUAGAAAAGCCGUCCUUUGUUCUGUGCAACAGAAUGGGGAGAGGCCUUUGCCAGUCAGAGUUUUUGUAAAUACUUGCCUUCAAAAGAAUAUCUGAAAACCAUCUGCUCCCUCAUUCAAACAGAUGAAAAUAUAUUGAAGUGGUUUGAUUUGUUAAUUGACAACACAUCACAGCCCUAGAAGUUGCGAACGUAUAUAUGGAGGCAAGGGAAAAUCCAUUUUGUUCAGAGAAAGAGCAUAAGAUUGGAUCCGUAGUUCAGAAAUUUGAGCUACUUCAGUGGAAAUGCCCCCUAAGAACCUCAGGAAGGGGGAGAUAAUAGCAUUGUCACUUGCACUAUGCACUUUCUUUCUCGUGUAACCAACAUAAUAUGCAAGAAAUGAAACAGCUGUUUUGCAAGAAUUGUUGUAGUAAUUGGUCCACAAGGCUAUGUAUUCUUAGAGGAGUGUUCAUUGAAAUUCCUAGUAACUUCAUUUUUGUUAGGAAUAUUGCAUCCUUAAUUCUUAAGUGCUCCAGAGGACACGUGUAUAUAUAGCAAAGGAAUUUACAUGGUUUUAACAAGCAUUGUUUGACUUAAGAAUCGAAAAAUGUGGACAUAGCAAUUUUGCACAUUUGUAUUAUUAGUUGACUGGUUUCCAUAGUUCAUGUAUCAGCUUUUGUUUUCUUAGUAUUGAGUUUCUCUAGAAUUUACAUGGAUGGUCUGUUUUCCAGGCCAUAGCAAUAAGUACAUACAAAAAUCCCUAUACCUAAGAGCAGACAUGUUUGUGUUCACAUUCUGUUUUGAAUUGCUAGAAAUCUUAAAACCAGUAUACUACUUAAGAGUAGUAUGCAUUUAUAAAAUAGUUACAAUUUUACAAUGCUGCAAUUUGUCAGCAUUGACUGUUCUGUCUUGGUUAAUGGAGUGAUGCAAUAUUCUAUGCAGUCAUUGUACAGCAGGCAAAUGGAAGGGUUUUCACCCAAUUCAGUAGAACAUAUCUGAUGGUCGGAAACUAAUCUGUUUUCUCUUGUGUGCCAAUUAAAGAGCCACUAAGUUCAGCGAAGACUUCUUUCUUAGUCAUCGUUCCCUCCUUACACCCCAAUAUGGAAAAGUUUUACCUACUGGCUUUGAGUUUUAAAGUAUCUAAAUACAUUGUUCAUUGUUGAUAUAUAAACAGACUGGUGUGGCAGAUCCAGAUUUCCUAGGGUUGGUGCUCAUACAAUGUACAUUCUACCAUGUGGUUAAAUCCCAACUCUCGUCACCAAAGGGAUAAGAAAGAAUGUCACGUUGGGUUAGCAAACACUGAAACCUUUUAUAAUAGAAAUCUGUCCAAAAUGCUGCUUGUAUAGGAUUUGUCACUUUUGUAAUAAAAUUAUUAUUAAAAAAAACCCUUUAAAAUAAACACACAACCCCCCCUUCAUUCUGACACUUGAUGCCACUAUGUAAGAUUUCAUUUAAACUACCUCUUGAUGUGAAAUUCAACUUUAGUGCAUUUUGAUAGGAUUCCUUCACUAUAAUGUUAGGUAUGAUUUGUGGUAACUGCCAAAUUUUCCAAGUGUUUUGUCUCACCAAAAAUGUAAUAUUUGGGUAUGUAUGCUAAUGUAGUUUCCAAUUAUUCUAGGCUCACUUGUGCUCUUUUGACCUAUGUAGUUUAGUUCUACAAACUUGUAGCUGUUGGACAGGAAUGAAACCAAUUCAAGCUGUCCUGGUCAUAAGUCUGUUGGACUUUGUCACCUGUAUGUAAUAUUGGCAAACUGGAUACUGGUUUAAACAUGAACAUGCCAUUAAAUUAGCCUCUUGUUUGCAACAGUCUAGACAAGAAGUUGACAAAUGCUAUUAAGCUUAUAAUGGAUGUGUGCCACAAAGUGUACUGUCCUGUUGGCCUCUUUUUAAUGAUUGGUUUAUUAUGGUCGCAGAUGUGAAUAUUGUGCAUACUAUUUACUGAUUUUUAUGUAUAAUUGUAUAAAUUAGAAUUGGAAAAAUUCUGUGCUUACCUUAUAUUUACAGAUGUUUUAAGGUAGCCUUACCUACACAACACUGCACUUCUUUUUCAACUGGACCCUUAAACUCACAUUAUCUGUAGAUAGUCUUGCAUGACCAUUUUUAUCAGUUGGAUUCUCUCAAGUCCUCCUCUCAGUGGUGUGUUUAUGACUUGUGGUCAUGUAGUUGUGCCUUACAUUGUGAAAGAGUUUAGUUCAGUACGCACUGUAAUCCCUAAACUCUGCAUUUGGAAAGUAAUGAAAGCUGAGGAGUGACACCCUACAUCAGCUAAUUCUGUAUGAAAUAACAUGAGUGGAUACUUGUGGAAAUGUUACUUUUGUAUUCUAAUCUGUUAUUGGGCUGAAAUAAAAUUAGACAUUUCUAAUAGACCAUUUGCAGUGACUUAAUUUGCUGUGCUUUUGAUGUCGCUGUAGCCACUUUUAUUCAUUUGCAAAUUCAGAUAGUGGUCAGGCAAAGUUGAGUAGUAUCCUUUUGGUGUUACAUCAUGAACAUAAUUGUGGUAAAGGUGAUAAAAAUGGCUCUUCUAAUUGGUGCCAUUCUGCUUCAUUCUAAAAUUCUUUGAACUAAUAAUUACUGAAGCUGUGUGGUUCUUACCCAGAAUUUUAC
Podarcis lilfordi (Lilford's wall lizard) is the source of this 48043-nucleotide messenger RNA. The record is from the annotation of a GenBank genome assembly. NCBI's taxonomy places the organism in Eukaryota, Metazoa, Chordata, Lepidosauria, Squamata, Lacertidae.